CGGCAGGCGCCGCUGUCCCGUUUCGCAGGCCUGGCCGCUGCGGGUUCAGCUGUUCACUCCAGCCCGGGGAUUGACAGGCCUUUUCGCAGGAGGCGGAGGAGGCGGAGGCAACCAUAGCAGACACUGAGAGGCAGUCGCGAGAAGCCUGGGAGGUCGCCGCCGCCUCUGCCUUGCAAUCCGCAGCCAUCCUGACCCCCGAGCCCCCGAGCUCCCCCGCCAGCCGGCUCCCCAGGCACAUUUGGCUCCCUACAACCACAACAGGUGGGUAUUUGGGGGCUCAGGAUGCAGUUCGGGGGCUUUUCUGUGGGGCGAGGUGGGAGGCCGGGCAGUUAUAAAAUGGAGACUGAGGAAGGAAAGCGAAGGAGUGAAGUAGGCCAGGUUUUCCCCCACCUCAGGGGCGGAGGGGAAUGUUUUUUACCAUCCCCCCAACAAUCCCAUUAGCUCUCCCCACCUACCCCCCCUUUUUUGCCCUUAAAGGGGUCGCAGGCCCCCCCUUCCAUAUUUGACUUAUUUCAGACUCUGCUGACCCCAUUUUGUUUGUUUUUGUUUUGCAAAUGCAAAGCAGACCUCCAUCCAGUUUUGAUGCCUCCAUGCAAAAGAAAAAAAAAAUCCAGAGCAACACCCAAAUAUGCAUUUGGUUUAAGUCAUUUUAGGGGUUAUGAAAUUAUUGUUAGGUGCUCCUUGCUAUUGCUGUUGCUAUUAAUUUGUGGUGGAGAGAGGGAAUUGGAAGGUUUUGCAAGGGAGAAUUGAUGAAAGGGCGUUGGUUCCCCACCCCCCUCUGAAGUUUCAAUAACAAACCGUGCAAUUGUAAUGAUCGUUAUUACUGCAAAAUUGUGCGAUGCUGAUUUCAGGGAUGGAGAAUGGAGGUUUGUCCUUGGUUUUGGAGAAGAUGUGGGCCAGUUAACACCCACCUCUUUCUAUUCUCUGCCCCCCCCCCUCCGCCGCUUCAAAACCAAAACAUAAAUGAGAGUGACUGAAUAUAUUUCGGGUGCGCUGGAUUGUGAGAGUCUUGACUUUUAAUUAGUGUGUUGCCUUUCAGCGUUGCCAUUUUGCCCAGGCUUCUGUUUUGCUUUUAAAUCCAUCUCUGCCUUCCAUUGUUUUGGCCGUGCGUUGUGGUUGUGGAAGGCCUGGAUAUGUAUAUCUACGUGUGUGUGUCUGUGUGUGUCCCCUGUGACUGAAACUGCAAAACUGUUUCUUACCUUAGAUAUCGGUCUCUGACAUGCCAUACAUGUAAAACGUGUGUGUGUGUGUGUGUGUGUGUGUGUGUAUGGGCAUCUUUUAAAAUAGCAACCGACAUCACUCUUCCAUUACGACACACCUGAUUGUAUACAGAAAUUGGCAUUUUUGGCGGGUAGGGCACACUUUAAAUAGGGUAAUAACGUGGAAUUUUAUUCUUAUUAUUUCAAAUGCAGAAAGAUGAGGAUUCUUUAUUUUUUUUAAAAAAAAGAAAGAAUUUUGAAUCUCAACUGAAUUUCAGAAGUUUGGGUCUGAUCUUUUUAAUUGGUUGUGUUGUGAUCCUGUUGCAGCUUCUUAUGGGGGGCGGGCAGGAUCCUAGCCCAGAGACUAAAAGUGGAAGAGAGGAAAUUAAGGAAAGUCUUGCUUUGAGAAAUGAGUGACAUUAAGUGUGUGUGUGGUGUGGUGUAAUGAAUGUUGGAAGUAUAUUGUUGGGUGAUGUUAUCCUCUACUGUGAGACUGGUGCGUGUGAAUGGCUGUUAGUUUUUCUGAUGUGGUCAGUCUCUCCCCCCCCCCCGCCCUUUUGUAGAUCAAAUUAGAAUUUUAAAUCUGUUCUUUAAGAACUGUGCAUUUAAUGGGUUUGUAGGGAGAACACGCCCCUCUUUCCCGUGUCUUUUUGGGGCUACAAAUCAUGGUUUUCAUUCCCAAAGUUGUGCAGCUUCCCAGCUGUGAAAUGGUGAUGAUGAAACAAGAGAACAUUUGGGAAGUUGGAUCUGUCUAUGCCUUCAAGAUGGUCACUGUGUGUCGCAUCCAAAAUUCUACUGUCAAUGGCUGUCGCUGUAAUACAAAAUGAGGAUUGUGACAAUCGAAUUUUUUUUAUUGUCGUCUUUGAUCAAUACCUCUUUAAGCUUUGGGGGGGGCAUGAUGAAAGGCACAAAAGGUGGUGCUACUUUUUUCUCAGGAUGAUGGCCUGUGUUUAAGAGUGCUUCUUAUUUUCUUGAGCUGGCUUCUAGCAGGUAGAAUUGCUGGGGUGUUUUUUUGGUGGAAUGUUACAUUAGAUCUCUUCUCCAGUGCUGAGCAGUCACAGGCAGUCAUUGAUUUCUGUUAGCACCUAGCUUUGACACAUUUUCCCAAAGUCAAGCAUUUAAAGAUCCAGAGCCACAGGUAAAAUUGAGACGGGUGGGCUAUGAAACUGUAUAUAAAUAUCAAUAAACUCUGCUUGCCUUUUGCAGAUACAUAUACAUGUUCUUUUACUGGUUAAAUCUUGAAAGUUCCUCUCCGCCCUGCCCCCACCCUAGCCUAGUAUUUGGGGUAUAUUCCCCAUGUAGAGAGAGAGCGAUGAAAGCCUCUCUUUUGGACUUUUUCUUGUAAUCACGAUGCCUUGGACCACAAGCGUGCUAAAUGUUUGAUUUUUGGGAUACAGUGGAAGGAGCUUAGCCAAUGUGGGGUACACUUCAUUCCUCCCCCCUCUGCUUUUUGCGAUAGAAGGGUUAUCGGUAUCCCAGUUCUGAAAUUGGUUGGUAAUUGGGAAGGUGUCCUUGAACAGUCCACAUCUGUCUUGUGACCAUUCCUGGUCCAUGUUAUGGUCUGUCUGGAAAUGGCUCCUCCUAUGUGUGUUGGGGUUAAAGAUAAUGGACUUGUUUGGGCAUCACCCUAAAUCUGUGCCUCUCUCUAUGUCAUUAUGCUCCAACUCCCAUUAAUCCACAUGGCCAGUGGUCAAAGAUGAUGGAAUGAGAGCUGUAGUCCAAUGAUAGCUGGAGGGCCUCAGGUGUUCUUCACACUGGUGCUAAGCCAUACUUGUCCCUGGGUAAGGUGGGUGAGGCUGCUCACCUGUCAAUCACAUUGACUUCAGGUGACUUCAGGGCUUGCCAAUAGCGUUUAGUGCUUUGAAGUGCUGCUGAUCAAAAGAUUGUUGAUGCUUCAAAGCGCUAAGGAGGGCUCUUUAUAAGCCCCUUCAAGGAUUGACCAGUUAUGGAAUUUUCCAUGGGAAGCAUAACAGCACAGCCAGACCUAGGAAGCUUUAAGUCAGUUCCUAUCCGUUGCUAGCACUAACUUCAAGCCCUGCUUUCUAUUGGGUCCAGCUGUGCUGAGGAGCUCCCCAUGGGAUACUCAGGAAUAUAUCUGAUCCCAGGUGACCUGCUCUUGCCACUGAUCAGCUGAUUGACAGGGAGUGCAAGCCUCCCUUGUCAUUGCACUUUAAGGCUCGUGAUCAUACAAUAGCAGCUGCGUCUUCACCUACCCCAUACCUUAUGUCACGGAUGAUGUGAGAGGUGGGGUGGGUGGGUGUGAUUUGGGAAACAGCCUCAUGGGCCAAAUUGGGAGCCAUGCUGAGCCUUAUUAGCUUAUAUAUCUGAGUUUCUAACACUGGAUCUGUUGCUCCAAAACAGAGGGAAAUAUUAAAGUAGACCAGUUAAGACCAGAAAUGUGAAGUCCUGGGGUGGUGAUGGAAUGGUAUGGGGGAAAAUUUCUUUGUUUCCCCCCCUCCCUAAACCUAGGGUUAUAUCCAGUGUAGUGCUACAUGAGGAAUUUGUUUGCACAGCAGAGUAUUCUCCUCACUCCCCAAAACCAGCCUUAGGGGUUCCCCCAACCUUCUGGAGCAGAAUUGGUGCGAGUGCAAAAGGAAAAGAGGACGGAAAGUCCCAUUGCACAAGCAGAAAUCAUAAGAAUGUAAGAUGAGCCCUGCAGGGUUGGGCCAAUGGCCUAUCUAGUCCAGCAUCCUGUUAUCACAGUGGCCAACCAGAGGCCUGUGGGAAACCUUCAAGCGGGACCCGAGCACAAGCCUUCUCCCCUCCUGCGUUUUCCAGCAACUGGUAGUACAGCAUCCAGCUGUGGAGGCAGAGCACACCUAUAAUGGCUAUUAGGCAAAUCCUUGCACUGAUGGGACGUUUGAGUUGAAUACUGCCCUUAAAAUUUAUAGAUGAGCAAUAUUUUUUUGGGGGGGGGAGAGGAUGAGUCUGUUGAGGGCUAUUAUUCAUGGUAGCCAAAUGGAACUUCCAUGCUCAGCACAGUAUACCUCUCCCAUGCCAGGUACAGUUGACAGACUGUUCGUGAGGGUGCAGGCUCUCCAUGUUUCUUGUAUCGUCUGCUUUUGGUUUGAAAUAGUAUAAGAUUUUGGCCUGCUUUUUCUUGGGGGCGUUUCUGCAGCUUGUGUAAGAGAAAUUCCUAGUUCUUUAUAACUCUGAGUACCAUCCCCGGACUAGAUUUGUCCCCUCCGUAUAUUUGAGGGCUUUGUUUGAAGGAAACUCUGAGUGUUGUAAUUAGCCUCAAAUAGCUUUAGAUAACUUCGAGGAGUUUUGGAUGGUUUCAGCGGGAUUUCAAAGGGGCUUUCGAAGAGCCUCAAAGGAAGGGAGGAUGUUUAGAAUGCCAUCCGGUGACUCCCGGAGUCCUUAUCUGUGGCUGAGGUAUAAGCUUAUUUUCUGGGAGUGUGUCUUGUAUUAUUUUUUUAAAAGCUCCUACUCCCUCUGCUGAGGCUCACAGGAGACUUGUUUCAGGCACCAUCUUCUUUCUCCUCUGUAUACCUUUCAAUAUCAGGUGUUGUUGACAAACUGCAUAAAGGCUGUUGUCUUUAGGCUCAGGUUUGGGCUUCUCAGGUGUAUCUGGAUGGCUGCUGUUGAAUUCUGACUGGGGAAUUUGCUGCACUGAUGCAGCAGGAAAACAUUUUAUAAGCAGGGCCAGGGGACCUGUGACCCUCUGGCCUUUCCAGGUACCUAGGAAACUGCCUUAUACAGAGUCAGACCAUUGACCCAUCUAGCUAAGCAGACUUGGCGGGAACUCUCCAGGAUUUCAGGAAAAGGAACUUUCCCAGCCCUUCCUGGAAUAGUUGCCAUUGGUGAUUGAACAUGGGACUUUCUGCAUGCAAAGCAGAUGCUCCCCUACUAAGCUACAACCCUUUCAUAGGGUUUUCUGAUAACUCUUGGGAGGUUUCCCUGCUGCUCCUGCCUCCUGCCUAGGCCCUAGCUAGGAUCAAGAAUGGGGAAACUAUGGAAUUUUCUGCCACAAGAUUUGGUGGCCACCAGCUUCAGGAACAUAAGGAGAGCCCUGCUGAAUCAGACCAAAGGCCUAUCUAGUCCAGCAUCCUCUUUUCCACAGCAGCUGAAUGAAAGCCCCAGUGGGAAGCCUACAAGCUGGACAUAAGAACAAUGCACUUUUCUUGCAGGUGUUGCCCAGUGACUGCUAUUCAGGGACACACUGACUCUCAUUCUGAAGGCCCUGUAACAGCAAAUGUGACUAGCAGCCAUUGGAAAGCAGAAUAGGCACAUUCACAGAAAAUCAGGCUAUUGGUGUUUGCUAGCCAUGGUGGCUAUAUGCCACCUCCAGAAUCAGAAACACUAUGAAGUGCUGAGGAGGAGAGGGCUGUUGGCCACUGUUGGAGAGAAAAUGCUGGAGUUGAUGGGCCUUUGACAUGAUUUGCUCCUAAAUGUAGUGGCCACCGACUUGGAUGGCUUUAGAAGAGGACUGAUGAUGAAUCAAGGAUAAGGCUAUCUAUCAGUGGCUACUAGCUGUGGUGGCGAUGCUGUGCUUCUACAGUCAGAGAUGCUUCCAAAUACCGUAUUUUUUGCACCAUAACACUCACUUUUUUCCUCCUAGAAAGUAGAGGGAAAUGUCUGUGCGUGUUAUGGAGCGAAUGCCUGCGGGUGGCGGGGGGGGGAUCUGCUGCAGUCGUGAGUAGAGGAUCCAUGGUUCCCCUUCCUUCCCUCCUCCGUGGUUACAAAAAAUGGAUCCACAUGGAUCCUCAGGAUUUUUGCAUUGGGCUACUCCAAACUCACUGUCAGAUCACAUGUCUGUGGCCACAGCAUGAACCACAAAAAUCAUAUAUCCACUAUUUUGUUUAGAAUAUUUUUUUUCUUGUUUUCCUCCUCUAAAAACUACGUGCGUGUUAUGGUCUGGUGCGUGUUAUAGAGCGAAAAAUACGGUACCAGUUGCUGGAAUCGUUUGUCCCUUUCUGACAACAUCAGGCUAACAAUCAAGAUGGACAUGACUGUUGAUACCAAGGAGAUUAAUUAGACAGAUCAGUCUUAUUUAGACAAGCUCAUGGAGGUAAAGGGCUAUCAGUAGCUUCCUAGAGUCCUCCAGCUAUGGGGCAGCUAGGAAGGUAAAUAAGUAUGGGGAAAGCAAAAUGUCACUUAGAGAAAGAUCUGCAAUAUUUUCCUUGAAGCUUGCAUUUGUUUUCUUCUGGAUUGUUUCACUUGAUGUUUUAAUGUGUUGUAAACUGCUUUGAGAUUUUUUCUUUUAAAAUGCGGGUAAUACCCAGAGCUCUCUCUCCUUUAAAUCAGAACCAGUGAAGGCAGUGAAUAUCCUGUGUGAGUGUCUGAAGGGGUUGGAGGAAAUGAUGGUGGUUAAUGAAUUGAGGUUGAAUCCCGACAAGACAGAAGUACUGUUUUUGGAAGACAGGGUGUGGGCGGGUGUGUGGGACUCCUUGCUCCUGAAUGGGGUAACUGUGCCCCUGAAUGACCAGCUGCGCAGCCUGGGAGUCACUUUGGACUCACAGGUAUCCAUGGGGGCACAGGUCAGUUCUGUGUCCAGGGCAGCUGUCUUCCAGCUCCAUCUGGUACCAAGGGCGUAGCCAGGACUUUUGCUGUUGGGGGGGGGGGAGGCCUUUGUUAGGGGGGCAGAACAUCAGUUGGUUAUGUAUUUUUAUUUAUUUUUAUUGAUUUAGGGGGGCAGCUGCCCCUCCCUGCCCCCCUGGCUAUGCUAGGGAGACUUGGAAACUACAACUAAUCCAGAAUGUAGCAGAUAGACUGGUGACUAGGAGUGGCCUCCGGACCAUAUAAUGCUGGUCCUAAAGGAUUUUCAUGGGCUCCUAGUACGUUUCUGAACACAACUCAAAGUGCUGGUGCUCAUCUUUAAAUGGCCUUGGCCCAGUAUACCUGAAGGAGCGUCUCUACCCCCAUUGUUCAGCCCAAACACUGAGGUCUACCUCCUGGGGUCUUCUGACAGUUCCCUCACUGCAAGAAGUGAAGUUACAGGGAACGAGGCAGAGGGCCUUCUUGGCAGUGGUGCCCUCCCUGUGGAAUGCUCUCUAUGUCAAGGAGAUGAAGAACUUUUAGAAGACAUCUGAAGGCAGCCCUGUAUCAGGAAGUUUUUAGUAUUUGACGUUUUAUUAUGUUUUUAUAUGUGCUGGAAGCCACCCAGAAUGGCUGGGGAAACCUAGUCGGAUGGAUGGGUGGCUUAUUAUUAUUAUUAGGUAUAGAAAGUAAAUAAUUCUUAAUAAUAAUAAUCCCUGCUAUAAAAAAGGCACUUAGAUAUAUUGUGACUGUCACCCAGGUUUAAGGUGCCAUUUGGCAAUUAGCUGAAAUAUCUGUCUCUAACCCUGCUCCCUGCUUGUGGAAUGCUCUCCCAAGGGAGGCCCUACUGGCGUCAUCGCUGUCUGUUUAUAAGCACCAGGCACAAAUACUGUUCUUUACCAAGGCCUUUACCCCUAGUUUGCAAAGUAAUUGGUUAUAUCCAUGGCCUUUCCCCCCAUUCAUCCUUUUAGUUUAGUUUAGUUGAGGUGGAUUUAUCUUUUAAAAUAUUUUGGUUUUUAUAUUCAUGGAUUAGUAUUUUAGGUCUAGUAUUUAUAUUUUGUUUUAAUAUUUCUUCUGAUUCCUUAUAUCUACCUUCCAUAGGAUCAUAGAAUUGUAGAGUUGGAAGGGACCCCAAGGAUGAUCUCUUCCAACCCCCUGCAAUGCAGGAAUCUCAGCUAAAGCAUACAUGACAGAUGGCCAUCCAGCCUCUACUUAAAAGCCUCCAGUGAAGGAAAGUCCAUUGCUUUUCUCAUCUUAUGCCCACUUAAGAAACUGUUGUUUGCAUUGGAAUACCAGGCGUGAAAUCCUCCUCCUGGGUAUAAAGGAUUACCUAAAGCCUUGGCAAUAGGAAUUUUGGGUUGUAUCCAGAGUAGACCCAUUAAAAUUUACGGAUCUAACUUAGUCAAGAUAGGCUCUGAGGUUCUCGGUUCUGAGAAGGACUAGCACUGGAUAUAACCCUUUCUCUCUCCCUGCCCCUAUCUUAAACCUUGUGUUUGUUUUCCUUUGCGGCUAAUCUUAACUGUUGUGAAGAUAAGCUUCCACUUCUGACCUGGAUACAUGCCAGGGCAGUGUAGAUGUGUUUCUGUGCUCCAGUUCAUUUGCAACAGAAGGGGUAGAGAACGGGAUUUGGCCAGGAGCCCAGAUUGUUAUCUCCUCCACACAUAACUGAUGGGCCAAAUCUGGAAGAUGGGCAGUGUCCCCCACCUGGCAAUCACAUGACAUUACAAUGAGACAUUGGUGGUGGGAGCAUGGAAGCAGUGGGAUCGUUUCACAGGCAGUGGCAAUGUCACAGGACUGAGUGUCAGGCUCUUUGUUUGCUCCGCUUCAAUGAAAUACUUUACAGUUUCUUGUUGCAUCUGAACUAGCAAACUAUGGUUUGACCUUGCCUUCCAAACCAGGAUUCCAAACCACCAUGGUUUGGCAUUCCAUCUGAACUGAAGCUCUGUGAGCGUUGGCAAUUUUAUCAUUUCCAUUCCCUGGUUGGAAGCUGAAUUUUGUGUAUGGGUGUGAGAAAGAUGCCUUAUUCAUAUGUGGCUGAGCAGUGAUUUGAACCCGGACAUUCCAUUCUAUUCUCUCUGGUGAGAGUGGCAGAGCACAUGCUUUGCAUGUAGAAGGUCCCAGGUUCCACUCCUGGCUUCUCCAGGUAAUAAGAUCAGGGUAGCAGGUGAGAGCCUUCUCUGCCCAAGCACCUAGAGCAGGAGUGUGGAAUAGCUGAAGUAAGUAUUCCAGUUAGCAAACUUUUUUUGGAAGCCGAAUGUCCAAUAUGGCUUCCGAUUGAGGAAGCUCCUGCAGCCAAUCAGAAGCCACAUCUUGGUUUUCGAACCUUUUCAGAAGUAGAAUGGACUUCUGGAACAGAUUCUGUUCGAGAACCAAGGUACGACUGUACUGUUUUAGCACUGGGCAUGGGGCAGGUCUGUGGGUCUUGGGAAAACAGCCUUGCAGGCCUAGUUUGUCCCAUGGGCUGGAGGUUUCCCACCACUGAAUGGGCAGUAGCAGGCUAGAUGGGCAAACAGUGUGUCCUAAUAUAAGGCAGUUUCUAGUGUUUCCUCUGCAUCUGCUUGCUAUUGCUUUUGGCAAGCGUUUUGGGUGAGAUUGGCAAGUGGCCCUUAGUUCUGAACUGCUGGGUUAGGAUUUUUCUAAAGACUGUCGAUAAUGUGUGGGUGGGUGGGUGUUUUCUAAUUGCCACCUUGCAAAAUCAGCCCAUAGGUGUUUUCUUACCCACCUGUCCACAUGCACCUGUGCCAAAUCAUUUGUUGCCCAUCAACAGCCUUCAGGGGGAGAGAAGUAAUAACGGUCUCUCCUCUGAUUUCCAAAUGUUGUCCUACCUGGUAGACUCUCCCUCAUCACCUUGAAGCUGGAUACCUCAGGGACAUUGUGUGCUCCUUUCUUGAAUUUCCAGCUUACAUUUUUAAAAGUCAAGUGGCUAGCCCUCGUGGAUAUGAAUUUUGAAAAGUGUGCAGACAGUUUUUGUGCUCAGUUGCUUGUGUAGACUUUAACCUUUUGCUUUUUCUGGGCUACUAAUGUUUUGGCCACCAGUGGCAAAGAACUAAGCCCUUAUUUUUAAAUUUUAAGCAAUGUUUAGUACAAUUAAAUAACCUUGUUAAGUUACCUCUAUUUGUUUUCUGGUUGCUCCCCAUUGAUUCCACAUCCCUUGCACCCUGUACCAAGAUCAGUGCUAGAGGAUACGGUUUGCUUCCAUGGUGAAAGGGAAAAGGUAGGAGGGCACUUUUUGUUUUGGCCCUUGACAGAUUUAUCCCAAAGGCGAUGUGGACCUUAACAACUCCAACCCUUGAUCUGCACAAUUUUUUUGUGAGCUGCAAGGAGGAAAUUGGAAGCCCUUGCUUCCAUUUUUACUAAUGGAAAUGUCUCAUUGUGUCCAAACUGUUGUGUUUAAAACUGUAUGGUUUCUUGAAGCCAGGGUCAGUAACCAUGGUUUGAAAGUGGGGGGGAAAUCCAAUGUAAAUUGGGCUAAAUUUGUAUUGUAAGAUAACCUGAUGCCCCCAGGGAGCAAUCCGGUUCAGCACAUUUAUUUUACUUGUACGUUGGUACUUCAGUUGACGAACUUAAUCCAUUCUGGAAGUCCGUUCUUAAACCAAAACUGUUCUUAAACCGAGGUACCACUGUACUUAGUAAACCAACCAACCAACCAGCCAACCAAAUAAAUAAAUUGAAAUGGCCAGACUUGUCUAAAUAUUGUUGUUGCACUUUGCAUCUGUUCAUGAUACUCAUUAGCUUACAAAAUGGAAAAUCUGCAGAAAAACUGGGGGAAUAUUUUUUUCACUUUCCACUCAAAUCCAGCCUAGAGUUACCCUCAUAGCACCUCAAAGCUAGGUUAGCCAUUCUCUGUUCUAGACAGUUACUAGUAUCAGACCUCAUUGGCUUCUGCAAGGUGACAGCAACUAUGUCUUUCAUGGUGGCUGUCGUGUCCUCUCUCGUGUGGGUAUCUCAUAUGGUGUCCUUUGGGCAUUAGACUACAGUGUCCAUUAUACCUGACCAUCGGCUGUGCUGGCUUCAAAAAGUAGUGAAGGCUGCCACCUUGAAAGGAGUUAAAAGAGGGUUAGAUGAAUUCAUGCAGGAAAAGACUAUUGUUGGCUACUAGUCAUGAAGACUGUGUUCAUCACCAUCCACUGUCGGAAGCCUCUGGGUGCCAAUUGCUAGGAAUUGCAAGUGGGGAGAUUGCUGUUGCCCUCAUGUCCUGCCUCCCAAAGGCACUUGCAAGAAGAGGACUAGGUGGGCCAUUGGCCUUUUCGAACAUGGCUUUUCUUACUAUCUUUUGGCUGGGAUUGACGGGUUCUAGUGGCACUAUAUUGCAAUUAAACCUUGCCUAGGCGCCUCCCCCCCAGUGAAAUUUAUUAUUAUUAUUUAUUUCAUUUCUAUGUCACUUUACAGUUUAAAUAAAAAAAUCUUAAAACAAUUCACAACACAUUAAAACAUCAAAUAAAACAAUCCAGAAUAAAACAAAUGCAAGCUUCAAGGAAAAUAUUGCAGAUCCUUCUCUAAGUGACAUUUUGCUUUCUCCCAUACUUAUUUAACUUAAUAGCUGCCCCAUAGCAGAAGGACUCUAGGAAGUCAGUGUGGUGUAGUGUGGUGUAGUGCUUAGAGUAACGGACUAGGACCUGGGAGAUCAGGGUUCAAAUCCCCACUCUGUCAUGAACCUCACUGAGUGACCUUGGGUCAGUCACAGCCUCCAUACCUACCUCACAGGGUCGUUGUAGGGAUUAAUUGGGGGAAUGAACCAUGUGCUCUUUGGAGAAAAAGGUGGGAUAUAAAUGCAGUAAAUAAGCUCUUCUGCUUACCUGUUUUAAGAAAGCUGGAGGGAUCAGCCAGAUGGAGAUGUCAGUUGCCAUCCUGGCAUCCAGAGACCUCCAUGUGGUCACAGUCGGACCUGUGCCAGUUGCAAAAUAUGCCUGGUGCCUAGAGAAUUUUGGACACUGCAGAGUGGUGACCCAAUAUGAACAUUUUCUGCCAUUUUCCCUGCACUGUCAGGUGCCCAUUUUGCUCUGUGAUCAUCAACUGCUUUACACAUCUUUCAAAGGCACAUUUUUUGCUCAGGGUUUCCUGGUGGUCCAUAAGACUGGACCGUGUUGUCUCUGAAUUCUUGUUUUUAUAAUGCUGCUGUUCUUUGUGAAAGAUGCUAUUUUAUUGCUGUUUAUUCUGUAUAUUGCGUAGGGCUUUUAAAUUAUGAAGUGCUUUAUAAAUACUGAUAAAUAAACCUUUGGUGGGCUCUGUUGGCUGCACCUUAUGAGGUAGAGCAGGGGUCAGCAAACUUUUUCAGCAGGGGGCUGGUCCACUGUCCCUCAGACCUUGUGGGGGGCCCGGACUAUUAUUUUGGAGGGGGGAGAACGAAUUCCUAUGCCCCACAAAUAACCCAGAGGUGCAGUUUAAAUAAAAGGACACAUUCAACUCAUGUAAAAACACACUGAUUCCUGGACUGUGGGCCAGAUUUAGAAGGCAAUUGGGCCGGAUCUGGCCCCCGAGCCUUAGUUUGCCUACCCAUGAUGUAGAGCUCUCAAGGUAAUCACCAGCACUUUGACUGUUUCUGGAAGCAUCUUGGUAACCAGAGCUGAUGUGAAAGUUGUGGCUAUAGAGAAUAAGAAUAAGAACUGUACGUGCUUCAGUCAAUCUGGCUGGUUCUAGCAGGUGCCUUUCAUUCAUGCCCAGCAAGGUGGGGCUGAGGAACAAGCAGCCCCUUCCUCUGCAGCUUGCCUAAGAAUUCCACUGGCAAAAUAACUAUUUCUAGGUUUGCACUGUUUAGAGCAGGGGUUUGCAGAACUCCCAACUCCCAUCCCUAAACGUUGGCCACGCUGGCGUGGGCUGAUGGCAGGUGGAGCCAAAGCAAUGUCUUGAGGGCGACAUAUCCCCCUUCCCUUGUCACAGUGUAGUGGCCAACCCAAGUAUUUAAACACUGGUUUAUCCCCCAGCCAUGUGUAAAAGGGUGGGAGUGUGAGACUGGGGUGGGAGGCAAGCACCCACUUGGUAGUUUUCCUUCUUCUGCCCUUCUCUACACACCCUCUCCUAACCAGUGCCCUGCCAACAGCUUUCUAGUACUGUUUAUUUAUUUACUUAUUUUAUUGUAUUUUUCUCACUUUCCUCCAAGGAGCUUAAUGUGGUACACAAGGUUCUCCCCCCCCCCCCCCCCAAUUUAAUCCCCACAAAAACCCUGUGAGGUACGUUAUAGGCUUAGAGGUAGUGAUUGGCCCAGAGUCACACCCAGUGAGCUUCAUGGCCUUGAGGGGGGCAGGCAGUCAUGGGUCAGCCCCCUUUCUUGCCUGUGCACCUUUUGUGCUUUAAAUUUCACCACCUUCCUUCUUUACAUGUGACUGGGGCUGGGCCACUUUUGGAAAAGGCAUGAGGGGAUCCAGCCCAAGCAGCUUUUUGAUGGUAACACAAACAAUCCUUCCUUGAGAUGUGGCAGUUGUUUAUUCCUUCCUCUGUCAUUGUUCCGAUGCGAACUGGGAUUGCGAGAAAGGGUGGUUGCUAGGGCUUCUUGUUGGCAUCUCCAGACUGUGAUCUGUUUCGCUGGCUUUUCUUGAAGGAUUACCACCUGCCCUCUCCUUUUUUCUUCUUCUUCUCCACCCUCUGUUAACCACCUGACAUCUGCUACUGCAAAUGUUCCCCUUCCUGCAAGGAUCUGGGGAAUUGUGUUGUCAAUGGGAGUGCGCAGAGUGUGCAGGUUGAUGAGUCACUGUUUUCCUGUUGUAUAUACAUACAUGCAAUCGCUUUGAUUCAGUUAAAUUGCCAAGCGCAGGCCAGUCGCUAUUGAGCCUUCCUCAUAUCUCUGUUGCUGCCAAGGCCACAGCAAUCCAGACCUAACGAGUAGCACUAACUUAUUAUGCAGAAAAGACUGAUCUGAUAUUGCCACAACAGGAAAAGCAACUGCAAAUAUGUAGAUUAUUCGGGUCUUUAUUUGCAUUAAUGCUGUUUUGCUGAUUAAAAUCUGGGGAGCAUGCCAGGUAUUCGUGUGCUUGGGGACUUGUGAUGGGUUCAUCAUCACCCUUCGCCUCGCUCUGGUCAGAGUGGAGGAACUCCAGGCCCAGGGGCUGGAAGUGGCCCUCCAGACCUCUCUGUCCUGCCCUCAUAAUUUCCCCCAGCCACACCUCUCACCAGCCCUGCUUUGCACCUCCCUUGAGUGUUUUUGCUUGGCUGCAAAGAGUCUCCUUAAACUCUGAAAUUGCUACUUGCUUGCCUGGAUGGGGGAUAGAGAGGGGUUUGUGAGUGUAUGCAGAAACUAGCCUACUGUAGAAACGUGAAUUUUAAAUUUGUUGCUCUACCUACUUUUGCAUCUGGCCCACCUGCUGGUGCCAUUUGGCCACCACUUCUCUCUCUCUCUUUCCCUCUUUCCCUCCCUUCCCCCACAACACACACACACACACACACACACACACACACCCACACACACACAGAGCAGUCCUUAUGAAGUCCCAGUGGCCUACAGCCAUAGCAAAGCAACUUAAUAAACCUGGGAAACAAACACAAACAACCUCAGUGGACUCAUUUUCUAACACGGAAGGGUUGUUUAAAGAGAACCCACAGGACAAGUUAUCCUCAUGAAAUCUUGGCUGUUUUAAAUAAAGCAGUAGGCUUUAUUUAUGGAGGAAUUAACAUAAAGUGCCCAGUUCUUGUGGGUGUGGAAUGUUGGUCCAAAAUGUUCUACAUCCUGGGACCAAAGGAAAGUAUGGACGACCCCCCCCCCUGGGGACUCUGGAGAGCAGCAGUUGUUGUUAACAGCUGACUACAUACAAUUCUGCUGCUACUCCCUUCCUGUUUGGUCUAUUUGUUUUGAACAGGUUAUACCUCUCAAUUCCUAUAUUCCAGUCAUGAGUCUCAUCCCACCAGGUUUUGUAAUGUCUGUCAUUCAGUAAUGCCUGCCAUCCUGUAUUAAGAACUCCAGUUCAUCUUGUUUGUUUCCCAUACUCUGUGCAUUUUGUAGAGACAACUGAAACCAUGAGUUGUUCCCUGCAGCUGCUUUUUUCCUGUAGUUUUUUGCCCUUUAGCAGGAGCACCACCUCAGUUUCCUGUGCAUCAAUGAAACUACCAUAUAUACUCAAGUAUAAGCCCAUUUGCAUAUAUGUGAUGUUUUAAUGUAGGUGUUGUUGUUCUUAAUAUCGGAGUUUUGGAGUAUGUUGUCAGCAGUUUGCUGAAGACACACAGCUGUAUUUCUCUUUUACAUCUGUAGCUGCGUCAGUGGAUGUACUGGACUGUUAUCUUGCCUUGGUAAUGGACUGGAUGAGAGCCAAAAAACUGAAGCUCAAUCCAGAUAAGACUGAGGCUCCAUUAGUGGGGGUUGCUUAGAAUGGAUGGAUGGGAGGUUGCCUGCUCCUGAUGGGGUUGCACCCCCUCUGAAGGAGCGGGGGUGGGGGGUAUGUACCUAGGGGGUACUUCUGGAUCUUUUGCUUUUGAUUGAGGCUUAGGUGGCCUCAGUGGUGUGGAGUGCCUACCAUCAGGUUCAGCUAGUGGUCCAGCUGAGCCCCUAUCUUGACAGGGAUAGCCUAGCUUCUGUUUUCUGCUCUGGUAGCCUCUAGGUUAGAUUACUUCAAGGGUCAGCAAACAUUUUCAGCAGGGGACCAGUCCACUGUCCCUCAGACCUUAUGGGGGGCCAGACUGUAUGGGGGGGGGAAUGAACGACUUCCUAUGCCCCACAAAUAACCCAGAGAUGCAUUUUAAAUAAAAGGACACAUUCUACUCAUGUAAAAACACGCUGAUUCCUGGACCAUCCGUGGGUCGGAUUUAGAAGGUGAUUGAGCCAGAUCCGGCCCCUGGACCUUAGUUUGCUUACCCAUGGAUUACUGCAAUGUGUAAUGAGUAGGGCUGCCUCUGAAGUUUUGGAAUCUUGAGCGGUCAGGUUGCUCACUGGGGUUAGGCAGUUUGAGCACAGGAUUACACCAAUCCUGGCACAGCUGCACUGGCUGCCAAUUAGUUUCCAGGCUCAAUUCAAAGUGCUGGUUUUGACCUAUAAAGCCUUAAAUGGCUCAGGACCACAAUACCUCAAGGACCACCUUUCCCCACAUGAACCGACCCAGACCCUGCACCCAUCGUCUGAUGCCCUUCUUUAUGUGUCCCCUCCACGAGAAGCCUGGAAGGUGACAGAAUGAGAACAGGCAUGCUUGUGGAAUGCUCUCCCCAGGGAGGCUCACUUUGUGCCUUCAUUGCACAUCUUUAGGGGCAAGGCAAAAACAUUUCUUUAUCACUGAGCCUCUGGGUGAUUAACAUUGUAUGGCCUUUUAAAUCUGUUUGUGGGAGGGGAAUAUUGGUUCGUUUUUUGUUUUAUUAUGUAUUUUCAUUCUUUAUGUUGUGAACUUCCCUGCGAUCUUUGAACGAAGGGUGCUGUACAAAUUAAACAUAAAGAAUAAUAGCAACACAUGACUAUGAGUAUUUUUCUUAAAAUAUUGUAAAUAGCUUUGAGGUGCUAUGACAAAAAAACUAUUAACACAUUUAAUAAAUAAUAACAAUAAUAACAAAAGCAGGUCAAUAAGAUGCUUAGAAUGCAGAUUGAUAUUGUCCUUUAUGUAAAAAUGUGGUGUGUGUUUUUUUACUGUACUGCUUUUCUCCUCCCCCGCACCUCAGGCAGAUCGGGAGCGGCGCAGAGAAAUUUCUUUACUAGAUGACAUUUCAUCGCAAUGUCCGAUCGUUUGGGGCAACUUACCAAGGGAAAGGAUGGGAAAAGCAAGUACUCCACUCUCAGCCUGUUUGAUAAGUAUAAAGGAAAGUCAGUAGAAGCUAUCAGGACCACAGGUAAGCAAGGAGGGGGGAGUGAACUUGGAGGGAAGCGGAGAGGGAACUAUGGGCUAGAGGCUUUGGAUUCAUGGACAGUCUUCUGUGCAAUAACAGUUGCCUUGCAAAUAAGCUCACAUAAGUUACUAGCCUGGUAGGAGGAAGGUUCAAGGCUCAGUGGCAAAGCAUCAGCUUUGCAUGCCAAAGGUCUUAGAUUCAUCCUCUGGCAUCUGAACACAGGGACUGCAGAAGAACUCACUGUCUCAAAUCCUGGAGGACGUCAACCGAUCAGUGCAGAUAACAGUGACCAGGGUGAUAGGGCUUUGUGGAAGGGCAUUUGUGCUUCUGUUUGUGCAUCCAAGGCCAGUGCUCGUAGCUAUGGAAGCAAGUGAGGGAUGACUUGAAACAGUUUAAUCCCUCCAGGGUUUGGGAGACUGCUCUUUUAGAAAGAUCAGUGUAUAAACUGAGCAUCUCUAGAGGUCAAAGCAAGAAUAAUUUCCUUUCUGUUUGAUAUGAUUUUAUUGAGUACGCUUAUAAUAUGAAACAUAGCCAUUCACCCAAGCUGCAUUUAAAUGGAUCUGGCUGAUUCAGUCGAAUAAUUGCACUAGUGGGCGAGUUUGCAGGAGUCAUCAUUCCUCCCACCCUUUCAAAAAUAAGGGAUAACUUAAGUUGAUUCUCGAGUAUUAUAUUUUAUGUGUCUUUUUUUAUACCUCCUUAACCUGUCUUUAAAAAUAAAAAAAAUAUACUUUUCAAGUUUAUACAUUUCACUAAUUUUAUACAUUUCACUAAUUUUACAAUCAUUUUGACAUUUCAAAACUUGACUUCCUUCCCCCUCUUUCUGCAGUUCCUUAAAUUUAUUUUUUAAUAUCUUCUGCAUAUCCAAAUUAACUUAAUUUGCUCAUUUAUUCAUUUUCUUUAAAUAUAUACUCUUAUGAAACUGCAGGUUAUUACAAUAAUCCUGCCAAUGUUUUUAUCUGUUUACAAUUUAUCUGUAAAAAGUCAAUAAACCAUUUCCAUUCUUUUAUAAAAAGUUUGUUAUCUUGAUUUCUUAUUUUCCAGUAAGUUUUGCCAUUUCUGCAUAUUCCAUAAAUUUUUGUAUCCAUUCUUCCUUUGCUGGGACGACUUUUUUCCAUUUUGGGGCAAGUAACAUUCUUGCUGCUGUAGUAGCAUCACUGACGGAGGAAGAGGCGUGCGGGGGAGCACAUUGCCACCAGCAGUGUGAUCCUGGGGGGGUGCCAUUGAGGCUGCCCCCCCCCGUGCGCCACACCCCUAUGGGCAGCGCACCAUGCCCCCAAGACAUGCGCCACGCCCCUACGGGCAGAGCGCCACGGCCCCAAGACACACGCCAUGUCCCUACGGGCGGUGCACCACGCCCCCAGGACGUGCGCCAUGUCCCUACGGAUGGCAUCCCCCACAAGAUGCGCGUCAUGUCACGCCCCAAAGACGCGCCAUGCUCCCUGUGGGCGGUGCGCCACACCCCCAGGAUGUGCGCCAGCCCCGCCCCGCCUGCUGUCCGCCCCCCCGGUGCUGGAGCAUGAAGCUCCGCCACUGAGUAGCAUACAUGAAUAAGUUUCUAUACAGUUUAGAUAGUUCUUUCCCUAUAAUUCUCAAAAGAAAAGCUUCUGGGUGCGUUUUUUUACAAAGCUUAUUUUAAACAUCCUUUUCAUUUCAUUAUAUAUCAUUCCCCUGUAAGCUUUAACCUUACUACAAGACCACCACAUAUGAUAAAAAGAACCUUCUUUCUCUUUACAUUUUCAACACGUAUUUAAUUUAGAUUUAUACAUUUUUGCCAGUUUACUCAGUGUUAUAUACCAUCGAUCCCCAACCUCUGUCCUGGUAGUGUCUUCAUUUUUGUUCUUUUUAAUUAAUCUGCCCAGUGUGUUAUUGGAAAUAUAAGCUUUAUAUUUAUAUGUGCAGUUUCUUUUUGUUUUGUUAAAAUCGUUAUGGAUGCUGUACAUAUGUUUAGCAUUUGGUUGGAAAGUGUGCUAAUAUCUCUCCCCCCCUUUUUUUCUUUUGAACAACUCCCUGCUCAUUUAUCUGAGUCCCAAACAGCUUAGGACUCCCAAUACCUAAAAGACUGUGUCCUUCCCUACCCACCUUAUUAGGUGCUGAGAUUGGCAGAGAGAGCCCUCUUGGUACUUCUGCCUCCCUCAGAAGUUCAGGGCUGGGGGUGGCCUGGGAGAGGACCUUCUCUGAGGCUGCCCCUAGGCUGUGGAACUCCCGCCCCACAGAGGCACCUUCGCCAUAUAGUUUCCUUUUAAUGCUGAAGUCUCAUCUUUUGAUGGGUGUAUAUUUUUAGGUUGCACCUUGUUUCUGUGAUUGCAAGUUGUCUUUAAACUGUUUUUAAUGUUUUAAAGGGACGCGGGUGAUGCUGUGGUCUAAACCACAGAGCCUAGCGCUUGCUGAUCAGAAGGUCGGCAGUUUGAAUCCCUGUGAUGGGGUGAGCUCCCGUUGCUCGGUCCCUGCUCCUGCCAACCUAGCAGUUCGAAAGCACAUCAAAGUGCAAGUAGAUAAAUAGGUACCACUCCGGCGGGAAGGUAAACGGCAUUUCCGUGCGCUGCUCUGGUUUUGCCAGAAGCGGCUUAGUCAUGCUGGACACAUGUCCCGGAAAAACUGUCUGCGGACAAACGCCGGCUCCCUCAGCCAGUAAAGCGAGAUGAGCGUUGCAACCCCAAAGUCGUUUGUGACUGGUCAGGGGUCCCUUUACCUUUUUAAUGUUGCGUUUUAAUUGUUGCAACCUAGGCUGGGACCUUAGUGUGAAGGGCUGAUGGUUAUAUUUGGUAAUGAUAGUGAUAAUAAUGAAAAUUAAAAUAGCUCUCCCUCUCCAGUUAUUCCUAGACAUGGCUUACAGAGUCUUGGGAAAGUUGCUGCUGCCCGGCGCAUGCCACCUCCUGCCAAUUUGCCAAGUUUGAAGUCUGAGAACAAAGGAAACGACCCUAAUAUCAUCAUCGUACCCAAGGACGGCACAGGAUGGGCAAACAAGCAGGACCCGCCAGACCAAAAGAGGUAGGAGGAGGAGGAGGAGGAGGAGCAGCACCCUCAACCCCUGGUCCUUUGCUCGCAGGAGGCAGUGCCUUGUGCAUUCAGCUUGAGUUCUCCGAGUAUUUUUAUUAUUUUAUUUAUUUUAUUUCUAGACCACCCUUCAUUUGAGAAUUACAAGGUGGUUUACAGUAUAAAAACACAAACAAAAAGUAAUAACAAAGCAACAACCCCCCCCCCCCCCAGUGAACAGCCUGGCUGCUCAAGUUUCUAAACCGUCUUUAGAGGCAACCCUACAUAUAACUUGUUGCAGUAAUCUAACCUUAGAGGUCACCAGAGCAUAGGUAACGGACGUUAAAGUACACCUGCUGAAAUAAAUAGAGCUAAGUUGCAUCCAUUAAUGGGUCUGCCCUGAGUAUAACCAGCAUUGAGUUGUAUCCAAUGUUACGCCCGAUUCACACCAUACAUUUAAAGCACAACAAUACCACUUUAAAAAGCCAUGACUUCCCUACCAGAGGAUUUUUGGAAUGGAGCAGAUAAACCAUCUAUCCCUAAUCGCAAGGAACCCGUGGAAUAUUGGCUCCAUUGGCUUUGUUUCAAGCAAACCACAGCUAAUGCUGAGUCCAUUGCUUGGCAACAGUGUGGUCAGCUGCUGUUAAUUAAAAACAGGAGCAAUAUUUUUCCAAACCACUUUUUUUGCGGCUGCACUAGAAGAUGAUGGGGGUGAGGUAUGCAUGCCCAAGACUGGCCUAGACUUUUUCCUUUCACACUGGACAGUGGCUCCAGCUUCUGGGGAUAGGGAAGGGUAGUAGGAGCUUGCUGAGAUGCUCAGGCUGCUGCGUGGUGCAGGUGUCCAAGCAGCUCCCAGACUUUGAGCUGUGAAUGGAGGACCACCACAGAACUGCCAGGUCAGUUCCAACUCUCUGCUGAAACUUCCAAGCUGUGUAAAAGGCUGGAGUCUCAUCAUGCUUGCUAAACUGCUGCAGCGCAGAUCAGAUCAGAAGAAUGUUUAUUUGCAUCAGCCACUAGCCAUAGCAAUAAAAUAAAAUAAGAUGUACUGAAGAUAGAGGUAAAAACUUAGCUAUACAAAAUACAUUUUGGAGGUUUACAUCAAUAAUCAAAUAAUAGACUGCAGUGCACAAAUUUAUUUUAUUUGUAGAAAAUAUUUAUAUACUGCCGCAUCAUAAAAAUACAUCACAGCGAUUUACAGCAAUAUAAAACAGUACAGUAAAACCAAUUAAAAAAGUAAAAACCAAAAAUCUUUUUAAGAAAAACAUACUUCAAUAGACUAUUGUGACGGAUAUACUCUUAAUUGCCUGUAUAGGCCUGACGGAAUACAAAUGUUUUCAGCAGGCACUUAAAAGUUGGCACAGCCGGUGCCAGCUGAAUCUCAGUUGGCAGCCUGUUCCACAGGACUGGGGCAAUGACACUAAAAGCUCAAUUUCUCAUGGUCAUCAAAUGAGCCUCACCAACUCAGGGAAUUGCCAGAGAUGCUCUUGCAGGCUAUCUUGGUGAUUGAUCUGGGAUAUAAGGGCUCAGGCGGUCUCUGUGGAUAUCCUGGACCAAGUUGUUCAGGGCUUGGUUGCAGUGUAGAGGGCUUAGGCUGCAGUUGUGGCUUGGUGGCAGAUGUCUGUUGAGCUGGUCUUGAUUUUGGGGCUUGGCCCACAUAGCACGCGCAGUGUUUUAACUCUCCCCUGUUCUUGCCUUCCCCCAGUUCCAGUGCCACGGCCGCACAGCCGCAGGAGUUGCUGCCGCAGCAGGAUUUGCAGAAAUCUGUCUCCAGUUUACAGAAGCUGACGCAGUCAAUCAGUCAGGAGGUGAGAGAAUCAUAUUGGUUUUUCAUGCCCCAUGCGCAUUCCAUCUUUGAUUGAAAAGUGCUGCUUUCCUUGUCUGCUCAGCUCUCUUGGACAUGGGUUGCCAGUCUGCCCAUUCAUAUUAAGUCCCGAUGCUGUCAGGUCCUGAUCCAGCUGGACUCUGCUUCAUUCUCUUUUUGUCUUCUUCCACAGAGUACAAAUUCAGUGCCAGGUGGACCAAAGUCAUGGGCACAGCUGAAUGGAAAGCCAGCCGGACCAGAAGGUGGUAAGUAUAGGCAACCCCUGGUUUGCGCAGAGGUUGUGUUCUGGGUCAUUGCACGUGUUGGUGGGGCGCACAUGAGUACACCCCCUUCUGGGGCCGAAAAAGGUAUGCUUGUCAGUGGUCACAUGUGCCUUGAAAGCACGUGAAACGGAAGUUGCCGUAACAUAUAGGCCGUUGUGCAUAUUUUGUUCUUCUGGUUUUGUCUUUCCAGCUAAGAAGGAGGGAUAGUUUUUGGAGCAUGGAGCCCCAGCCUCUCUGCCUGAUCACCUUGUCCCUCUUUUCUCCCCUCUCAUCAGGUUCAAGGGCCUCAAGCCGACAGUUAUCCUUCUCUCCCGAGGAGUUUCCAACGCUGAAAGCAGCUGGCAAGCAGGACAAGGCUGGCAAAGAAAAGGGCGUCUUAGAUCCGUCGUAUGGGCCCGGACCAAGCCUCCGCCCCCAGAGUACGUAAACAGUAGGAGCCAGAGUCCUCCUCUCACUGUAGCAGACUCAUUUCCUGGCCUCAGAUGUACACACAGAUGUUCAAACACCUCAGUGGCACAAUAUAAUGCCCCAUCUGCACUGUUUAUUAAGCAGUAUCCUACCACUUUAAACAACCAUGGCUUUCCCUCCAAGGAUUCUGGGAGCUGUAGUUUGUUAAAUUUUAAGAGCUGUUAGGAGGCCCUUUCAUAAUAAAACUGCAAUUCUUAGAGUUCCCUGGGAAGAGGGAUUGAUUACUAAGCCUCUCUGGUAUUUUUAGCUUUGUGUGGGAAUAGGGGUCUCCUAACAACGCACAGCAAUCUUAACAAUCCACACUUCCCAAGAUGCUUUGGGGGAAGCCAUGAGUGUUUGAAGUGCUAUGAUGCUCCUUUAAAUGUAUAGCACGGAUAGGGCCUAAAUUGCUCCUGAAGGUGGUACUUAGCACUUGCAAGAUUGAAUGGAAUAUUCACAGUAAAUUGAUUUAAAUGCUGGAAAUGCACAUUUUUCUCCAUAGAUGGUGGGAAUGCCCAUUCAUAACUAAUCAUUGGAGGCAGAUAGUAUAGGCUGUAACUCUAAUGUAAUAGGAACCACUCUUGAGACUCAGCCCAGUAUUGAUUCUGUUUUAAUAUAAUCGGGGAUGAAAUGGUUACAAACCUGUAAUCACAAGAAUACAGUGGUGCCUCGCAAGACGAAAUUAAUUUGUUCCGCGAGUUUUGUCGUCUUGCGAUUUUUUUCGUCUUGCAAAGCACGGUGUCGGGAAAGUUUUGGAAAAGGUUCAAAAAUCACCAAAGUCUUUAAAAACCUCAAAAAAGGCUACCACACCGCGUUCUAUGAGUUGCUCCUCGAAGUCAAGUCGCAACUGUAUUAACGGUGUUAAGAAAAAGGAAACAAACUUGCAAGACGUUUCCGUCUUGCGAAGCAAGCCCAUAGGGAAAUUCGUCUUGCGAAGCAGCUCAAAAAACCCUUUGGUCUAGCGAGUUUUUUGUCUUGCGAGGCAUUCGUCUUGCGAGGUACCACUGUACAUCUUGUUGGUAGCUGCCAACCCAGCGUGAACCCAGAAACAGAAGUGUCAGCAAGCUCCAAAAAGGAAAGGAAUUUGUUCAUAAGAUAUAUGGAAUCAGACAGAAAUGGAUAAGUUAAUCAAACUAGUUCAAACGAGAGAAGGAAGGUUUCAGAUUGUUGAUUUUGCAGAGAGGUGGAAAUGUUUUGUUGAGUCCAGGGACACAAGAUAGGGAAAUGUAAGAUGGAAAAGACAACACUAGGAACAUGGGCCUGGUGGGUGGCCUAGAGGACAGCCGGUUUGUUUUGGUGUUUUCUCCCUGCCCUUGUCUCUUACAAGGGUACUGUGAACACUUGGCAGCUCCCCCUUCUCCACUUGGAGACAAGGGUGAAAGGUGGAACCUGUUGGCCAUAGUGAUGUUUGUGAUUUACUGUAUUGUGCACAGCUGUGAUUGGCCAGCAGAGUAAAUGGACAGCAAAUACUCCAGGGAGUCUCUGAAUUAUAUAGGAAGUUUAUGAAUAGGGUUGGGGCUGGGGUGGGGAGGGGGGGAGACCUAGGACUGUUGGACUAAUGCCAUGGAUUAUGGUACAGAAAAAAUGCUUCUGGUAGGGCUCUGUCCCACCUUGCCUUGCUGACCAGCUUCCCUUGAUAGGAACUUUUGAAAAACUCAGCUGUGUGUUCAGACAGUGGUGUAUUUCUGAAGCAGAGUUAUAGUUUAUUUGCCAUUUUCACAAUGUGGAACUCCCAAGAGUUGACAUUUCCCAUUAAUAAAGUAGCCAACAUUCUGAAUUCAAUAUGUCAUAUCUCCACCGUACUCGCUGCAAGAUUCAAGGCUUUCAUAUACAUUCAUAUAAGGCAGAGGUGGGGACCCUGCAGCCCUCCUGAUACUGUUGGACUCCAGUUCCCAUCAGCCCUCAGUGGCCAGGGAUGAUGAGAAUUAUAGUCAAUAAUAUCUGGAGUUCCAUUGGCUCCCCAUCUCUGAUAUAAGGGCCCAUAGCCGCUGUUUUCCAGUAUUAAGCAGCCUUUCCCAAACUGAUUCCCUCCAGAUGUUUUAGACUAUAUGUCCACAUCAACCCUGACUCUUGGCCAUGUUGACUGGGUCUUGGCAGUUGCAGUCUAAAAUGUCUAGAGGGCCUCAGGCUGGCAAACACUGCCUUAAUGUUUCAAAUGGUACCUGUGGAUUGAGUUAAGAGCAUGGGAGCUGAUAAGUAGUAACAAUACAGCCAUUUCAUUUUCAAAACAAACAAACUGUUCUUUAUAUUUCCUAGUAGCAGCAGCAGCAGCUGUAGCCAGACAAAAACAUUCCUCUUUAAAAUUCACAUCCAAUGCCCUUUUAAAAUGUGUUAGGGAGGGCGGUUAUCAGGUUCUCUUUGUUUUUAUUUUGAUUAUGUAUUUUGUGUUUUUAUAUUGUGAUUUUAUCCUGUGAACUGCCCUGAGACCUGCGGGUAUAGGGCAGUAUACAAAAUUUAAUAAUAAUAAUAAUAAUAAUAAUAAUAAUAAUAAUAGUAAUGUUCAUCUUAGAACUGUGGUUUCCCCUCCACACAGAUGUCACGAGUUGGAGGGAGGGCGGUGGCAGAAACAUAACCCCUGCUGCAUCUUUGACCGCCUCCCUGGCUGAGCUGGGCUGCAAGACCUCCAGCGCAGGAGACGGAGCCCCCUCCUCAGCAAACGCCAGUGACCUUAAGGAGCCCUCUCUCCGCUCUACUCAGCAGAUCCGCAAGGGGGCUUCGCAGUUCAUGGCCAAUGCCUACCAACCCCCAACUUACCAUGACAUGCUACCAGCUUUCGUGAGUCUUCUCCUUCUUGUUUUGUCUUUUGACACUUGUGUUUUGAACUUUUGAGUUUUGAACUCUUAUUCAUUUCUUUCCAGAUGUGCUCAAACCAACCAUCUGAGACUCCUGGGCCGGUGGACCGCGGUUCCUUCCCCCUCCCACAGUUUCGCCUGGAGCCCCGUGUCCCUUUCAGACAAUAUCAGACCAACGACCAAGAUGGGUAAGGCUGUUCCUAGUUAGACAGCUACGAUGGCUGUGUUCUGUUUCCAAGACCAGUAGUGCUGGAGACCACAGGAAGGGAGAGUGCUCUUUUGCUUGAGUCCUGCUUGCCUGUUUCCCGCAGGAAUAUGGCUGGCCACUGUGAGAAGAGGAUGCUGGACUGGAUGGGCCAUGGCCCUGAUCCAGCAAGGCUUUUCUUAAGUUCUUUAAAGGCAAGGAGCAUUAUCAGAACAACUGGCUCAUCUGUCACAGCAGCUGAGCCUUUGUAGUGCUGGUUGCGACUGGUGAGAGUUAUAGUCCAAGAUAGCUGUGUUGGUCAAGACUGAUGGGAGUAUUAGUCCACAAAUGACUGGGCUAGUCAGGGCUGAGGGGUGUUGUAGUCCAAGAUAGUCAUGCUGGCCAGGACUGAUAGGAGUUGGAGUAUUCCAGGUUGGCCAAGAAAAGAGACACUACGUACUUCUCUCUGGUUAAAAACAGUCCUCGGGAGGUGGGGGGGGGGGAGGUAUUGAAUGACAACCAUGGCAGCGGGAAGGGGGUUUAACCCUGCUGCUCACAUCCCAUUUGUGUAUUUUGUUUCGUUUGUACAUCACUCUGCGAUCCCAUGUGAUGAAGGGGGGUUAUAAUGAUGAUGGGUGAUGAUGGCAAUGAUAUCUUCCAAGGCUAAUAGCAUGGGGUGGGUGCUAUUUACGUCUCGGAAAUGCCGUAGGCUGAAGCGUUCCUACGGCUGGAAGAUACCACUGGUGAAUUGCUUGUGUCUCGGCUUGUUUGGCCUUGAGACCUGUCCAGGAAGUAGCAGGUGCAGCUGACUGCUGAGUGCGCAAGCACAGCGUGGCCACCUUGUUUGCUGCACCAGCCCUCGCUGCUUGCUUUAGGCGGCUCACCCUGUCCCUUUGUUGGCUGUGCACGCUUCCUUAGCAGGCACACAAUUUCUUUCUGCCUUGCUCUCCACAGAAAAGAAAACCGGCUUGGGGUCUUGCGCCCUGCCCGGCCGCAAGGGGAGCGUGUUCCCCGGCCCACUAUCAUCAACGCAGAGAACCUGAAGGGGCUGGAUGAACUUGAUAAUGAUGCAGACGAUGGAUGGGCAGGUAAAAGGCCCAGUUGCGUGAGUUUGGGCUCUGUGGCCAGGCUGUAGUGUUCAAUUUCUGGGUCCCAUCCCCCCCCUUCCUUUGGUGGCUCACAUGGGUCCCUUCUCCCUCUGCCCAUUCAUGAUUAUAGUAAAACAAAAAUAAAGAAACCCAAAGCAUUGCAUUGAUGGAAGGUGCUGACGUCUUUCUCUAGUGCCAAACCGGUAGGGUAGUUCACUAUUUUUGUUUGUUUAUUUAAAAGCAUUUCUAAACAGCUUAAUAUUUUAACAGUCCCUAGGCAGUACACACUAUGUGCAGCGGGAGAGAAUCCAGGGGCCAUGCUGAUAUUUUUUGUUAUUACCAUUAACCGCCUUAUAAAUUGCCAGCUCAAGGCAAUUUACGCAUAAGGUAAUUAAAGAAGUUAAAAAUAUAGAAAUGAAAAAUACAUUUAAAACAAGACCUAAACCCCUAAUCAGCGAACAUUUGUAGUAAAGACCCUUUUAUCCAGCUGGGAAAAAAUGUCGAUACAAAAAUGCCUUCAGCUCUUUCUGUGAAGUAGAGAUGGUGGGCGCCUGUUGUAUAUUGAGAGGAAUGCUAUUCCACAGAACAUGGGCACCACACUAAAAGCUCUGCUCCUCUUGAGUUACUGCAGAGCUGGUUUCUGAGAUCUUUGGCCUUUUGUGUCCUGUUGGUUUUGAGUGACAGGCCCAGCCAGGCAUAGGAUGUGCAGAUAACUUCAGGGAAGUGAGCUAACCACCCUCCAUCUCUUUUGUUGCUGUUGCAGGGAUCCAUGACGAAGUGGAUUACUCUGAGAAACUGAAGUUCAGCGAAGAUGAAGAGGAGGAGGAGACUCAUAAGGACGGGAGGCCAAAAUGGUAAGAGCAGUGGUGGGACAGGGAAUCCGCAGCUUAGCGGGCCUCCUUCAAGCAACACACAGAGAGGUUGCUGUGCCCAUGAAUGUGGGUGAGAGAGGCAGAAGGUAGUGAGGCCUGCUUUGCACACAGAGCAGGAGGAGGGAAUAUUUUUCAGCCGCAGGGCCAUGCUCUCAUUUGUCUUAUCUAGUCUGACACCCUUUUCUCACGGUUGCGAACCAGAUGCCUGUGAGGAAAACUGCAAGUAGGACCUGAGCACAAGAGCCCUCUCCUCUUCUGUAGUUUCCCAACUGAUUUUCAAAAGCAUUAGUGCCUCUGACCAUGGAGACAGAGCAGAGCCAUCGCAGCUGUUGAUAGCCUUCUCUUCCAUGAAUUUGUCCAGUCUUGUUUUAAAGCCAUCCUAAUUGGUGGCCAACACUGCCUCCUGCAGGAGCAAGUUCUAUAGUUCAACUGUGUGCUCUGCGAAGGUCUUUCUUUUAUCUGUCCUGAUUCUUCCAACAUUCAGCUUCAUUGGGUGCCUCCGAGUUCCAUUGUUACGAGAGAGGAAGAAAAGUUUUUCUCCACCCACUUUCUUCAGGCCGUGCAAAAUUUAAUGAACUUCAAUCAUGUCAUCUCUUCUUUGACUUUUCUCUAAACUCUACAAAGUCCCAAGCGCUGCAGCCUUUCCUUAUGUGCAGUUCUCUGGGGGCUGCAUGCCAGGGGUGCAUGUGACCAUAUGAAAAAGUGGACAGAGCAAUGGACGUGACUCUCACCUUUCUAGGCUAGGUUGCUUUGCAGAGGUGUCUGUACACAUAUACACUGCUCCCCAUCUUUCCAACCAGGCAAGCAAGCCACAUUAUCACAGUUGCAGGACGUUCUAUCCAGGCAGAAGCAGUGAAAGGCAGAGCAGUUGAGGGAUAUGAAUGGAUGGGGAACAGGAGUGUGUGGCAUUGGGAGAGUCCCAAGGGCUUGAGGUACCCCCACCCCGAUGCAGAAGCCCUCCGCUCCUGUCCUCAACAACUGCAGUUGAUAGGAACAUAGGAAGCUGCCUUAUACCUGUUCAGAGAAAUGCUCAGUCCAGUUCCAUAUUAUCUGCACUGACUGGCAGCAACUCUAGGGUUUGAGGCUGGAGCCUCUCUCAGCCUUAUUUGGAGAAGCCAGGGAACCUGGGGCCUCCUGCAGACAAAGCACAUGCCCUGCUACUGAGCUACAGCCUUUCUUGGCUAAAAACAGGAAGGUCAGAAAAAGGGUCCAUCUAGCUUCAUAUUGUCUAUGCUCACUGGCAGCAGCUCUCUAGGGUUUUUAGACAAGGGACCCCCCUAGCCCUGCCUAAAGAAGCUGGGGGCUGAACCUAGCACCUUCUGCAAUCAAAGCAGAUGCUCUGCCCCAUUGUACUUUGCCUUUCUCUUCAGUGGCAGGUUUGGAGAAGAUUUUCCACUUCUCUUUAGGUCCUGAUGAGCCUCUGUAUGGCUUGAUGGGGUGUGUAUGUGUGUGGCAUAGAUAGAUAGAUAGAUAUAAUGUGUGUGUGUGAGAGAGAGUGAGAGAGAGUGAGAGAGAGAGAGAGAGAGAGAGCUUGAAGUCCAGUUGGUGCUGUUUUAACAUCCAAUGUGUCUUAAUUGACAGGAACACCUGGGACCCCAGAAGGCAGCGGCAGCUCUCCAUGAGCUCAGCAGACAGCACAGAGGCCAGGCACCCCCCGGAAGAAGCAAAGAACUGGGGCGACUUGGCUGGCCUGUCUCGGCCAAUCCGUAAAGGACCAGAUAACUUGCCUCCCUCAGGGAAAGUGAAUGGCUGGGCUCCCCUUUCAGACUAUCAGGUAUGGUGGGCUUGCUCAGCAUGGUGGCUUGCUAUUAACUGCUAUGUUAGUGUGCCAUGUUAGUGGCUGCUAUGAAGGAGAUGGGAAAGGGCUUUUGCAUAUAGCGUUAAAAACCUUUUCCUGUACUGUGCUACUGUGAGGUGUGCAUUUCCAGGCUGCUUGAGUGUUUCCCCAUAUUAAAAGCAAUCGGAAUACAUUCCUGCAUUCAUUCAUUCAUUCAUUCAUUUUUGACUGAACAUUUUUAUUGACACUAUUGCAAUGUUCUGUUUUUGUUCUUUUAAUUUUUCCCCCUUGUUCUUUUCCCCCCAUUUUUGCUACACAAAUUCAAUAUAGAAAGUAGAAAUGCAAAAAUGAUUAAAUAUGAACAGAAAAAAAGAAUAUUCAGUAUAUAUAAAUAAGUUACACAACCUACUUAUUUAUCUAUUGCUCAUUUCACUGCACAUUCAGAUGUGCACAUGUAUGAACAUACUAUCACAUACGUGGGUUGCUAUUACUUCUUUAUGCUCUAUGCCACAGUAUUAUGCUUGUAUAUUACACUAGGGGCUGGGCCCCUGCUUGCUCUGCUCGCCAACCCCCUUGCCACUCCCUCCACAUUAACCCCCUAGAGUUUCCCAUUCCUGCUCCAUGUAACUACUGAACCCACUUUUCACUCUUCUGCUUUGCAAUCCUACUUCGCACCCCUGUUUUCACCCCACAUCCAUGCCUCCUCCCACUCCCUUUUUUGCAACUCUCCCCACACACAAACCACCUUCAUGGUGACCUAUGUCUUCCUCCUCCCACACUUUGCAGCUACUGAGCACCCUUUUUGUCUUCCGCCUUGUUAGGAAGCCACCUGCCUUCUGUUCCACAGCCCCUUUUGCAUUUCCGCAUUCCCUCCCUCACUGCCAUGCUGUGCAACUUGCCUUCUCAUUUGCUCCCCUACCUCACCCUGACUUCAUGCAAAUUCAGGCACUACAGAUUCUCCAGUGGGGGUUGUGGGACGCAGCCUUUCAUUUUUCUGUAUAUAGGAAGGUACAGAAACGUGGUGUAUAGAUACCUGAACAAAUAAACAUAAGAGAAGGGAGCACAUUUCCCAGCUUUGCAGAUUUCUCCUGCUUGGCGCGGAGAUGUUUUCCCUCUCCUUGGUGCGAGUGCCUUUGAACUGUGGUUCACCACUGUAAGGACCUUCUUACUCUUCACCCCCCCCCACCUCCUGUGCUAGAAACCUUCACUGGGGGGCCUCCGGCAGCAGUCUUCUGAGGACAAGGAGGAGAAGCUCCCCCUGCGGCAGAAGUUUGUCCACUCUGAGAUGUCCGAGGCUGUCGAGCGGGCCCGGAGGCGGCGGGAGGAGGAGGAGCGACGAGCGCGGGAGGAGCGCCUGGCCGCUUGUGCUGCCAAGUUGAAGGAGCUGGAUCAGAAGUGCAAGCUGGCACAGAAAGCUGGAGACGGCCACAAGCACGUGGAGAACGAAGAGCCCAGGCCUGCCACCUUGGAGAUGGCCAGCCCGCCGGAGAACAGCCAUGCCACCCGGAGAGGUAGGGCUGCACUGGCUGCUUUCAUGGGAGGCCAAAGGAGCUAUCAUACACUGAAGCAGACCAUGGGUCCCUCUGGCUUAGUAUUACCUACACUGGUUGGCAGCAGCUCUCCAGGGUUUGAGAAAGAAAAUGUUCCCCAGCCUUACCUAGAGAUGCCGGGAAUUGAACCAAGGGCCCUCUGUGUGCAAAACAGAUGCCCUGCUUUUGGGGGCGAGGGGAGGGCAUUGGGGCCAACCAAGAGGUGCCUUGCCUGGAGCAUCUUUGUUAAGAAGACUUUUUUUUCUCUCUCCUUAGCAAACCCUGAGUUUCAUACCCAGGAAACUUCUUCCCCUCCUGCUUACCUGGAGGAGGAAACUCUGGCCACGUCAGCAGCACACCGGAGCAGCAGUGAGGAGGAGCUCCGAGAAGCCGUGUCCCCCGCACAGGAAUUCAGCAAGUACCCGAAACUGCUUCCCCCACGGUUCCAACGGCAGCAGCAACAGCAUGUAAGAACCUCCACUGUGCCAAACACGCCGUUCAUCUUGGAGGGGUGUGUCUAUGCGCCACGGGGGAGAACUCCCUUUCAUGUUAUGUUGGCCACAGCCGCACUGUAUAUUUUAAGCAUUGUAGUACCUCUUCACCAGUCAUGGCCUCCCCCAAAUAAUCCUGUGGCUGGCUAAGGGGUGCUGACAGUUGUUAGGAGACCACCUCCCUGUUCCUCUCCCAGAAGCGCCUGGGAUAGAGAGCUUGACCACUCUGGAAAUCGUAUCCCUCUGAGGGGAGCAGGGUUAUCCUAACUACUCUCACAACCCUUAAGAGUCAUGGCUUCACCCAGAGAAUCCCGGGAACUGUAAUUUAAUGGUGCUGAGAAUUGUUAGGAGCACCCCUGUUCCCCCUCACAGAACUACCACUCCCAGAGUUCCCUGGGAAGAGGGGCUGAUUGUUAAACCACUCUGGGAACUGUAGCUCUGGAAUAAGUUCUAACAACAAACUACAGUUUCUUGAGGGAGGCCGUGAAUGUUUAAAGUGCUUGGGAGUAUGGGUGGAUUAUUAAACUACUCUGGCACCUUCUGCAUGCAAAACCCUGGCCAUCGCCUAAAAAUAGAAUAAGAGUUCAGUCCUCAUAGAGCCAGACCAUUGGUCCAUCUAGGUCAGUAUUGUCAAUACUGACUGGCAGUGCCUCUCCAGGAUUUCAGGCAAGGAGAAUUUCCACCAACUGGAGAUGCCAUUGGGGGCUGAACCUGAUUUAACCCAGAGUCGUAGAAUUAUGGGAAUAGGGAGUCCAGCAAUGUGGUUUCUAUUCAGGGGCUAUGCAGGCACCUGCACUCCAUGCCCAUUUAGUUUUUUUUCUCCCUCUUAAGGACCAGCUGUACAAAAUGCAGAGCUGGCCGCAGUCCCAGGUCUAUCCUCCCUCCUCCCACCCUCAGCGGACCUUCUAUCCACCACAUCCACAGAUGCUGGGCUUCGACCCCCGUUGGAUGAUGAUGCCUUCCUACAUGGACCCUCGCAUGGUCCAGGGGCACCCCCCGGUGGAUUUCUACCCCUCAGCCCUCCAUCCUUCAGGUAAUGUUUCCUUAAAAGGAAGAAAACACCAGUGCUUAAAUUGCAUCAAAUCAUAGUUUGUGCUAACCAGGAGUUAGAAUGCAACCAUGGUUUAGCUUUCAUACAGGCAAACCAUGGUUUAGAGCUGAUUGCCUGCUUUCAUUUUCCUCUUGCUCUCUGUACACCCCAUUUUUUAUAUCUCUUUGUAAGCCAUGGUGAUGAGCUGAUAAUCCAUGUGAGCAAAGGCUGGUGCACUGAUGUCAUUGUAAGGGUCAGGUGAUUGACAGGUAGGCAGCCCCACUCACUUGUCAAACCGGACCCUGCAGGAUAUGGGGGUGGGUGUGGGAGAUAAGGUUUAAGCCUUCCAGCUAAAUCCAGUUCCCCACUAAAGACUUAGAGGUAAGGGUCGUUGAGAAAUCUUUAAUGUUUUGUAAAACACAGGGUCCAAUAGAACAGAACCCAGGAAGUUUCUAGAUCUCUAAUGUAUGUUCCACAACAUAUAUGGAAACAAAUGAAAACAUUUCCAGAGAUCAUCCCAAAGACACAUCUAGUCCGGCAUCCUGUUCUCACAGGGGCCAACCAGAGGCCCCCAAGGGAAGCUCACAAGCGGGAAUGGGAGCACAACCUGUAAUUCCCAGCAGUUCCCAGUAUUCAGGGGCACACUGCUUCUGACACUGGAUGUAGCAGGUAGCCAUCAUGGCUAGCAGCCAUCAAUAGCCUUAUCUUUCAGAUAUUUGUCUAAUCUUCUUUUAAAGCCAUCCAAACUAGUGGCUGUCACGGCUCUAAUAGUUUUUGGUUUGGUUUGUUCAUUUGUUUUCCAAAUUGCAGUUAAUUAUUCAAAGGUUGCUAGCCUUCAUGCCUUCCCCAGGGAAAGAGUUAGAGGGCACCUCGGGACUGGGGAUUACAUCAGGGGUGAGAUGAGCACAGGAUGCUAUCUUAGACUGAGUCAGAUCAUUCAUGCACGUAGCACACUGGCCAACAGUCACUCUCAGACAUUUUUUUGGGGGGGGGGGUCGUGUAUGUGCAUCUACCUCUCCAAGCCCUACACACAGAAGCUGGGGGUUGAUCCUGGGGCCUCCUGGGUGCCUCUAUCUCAGAACCCAGUUUGGGCUCCCAAGCUUUCCAUUGCCUCCUCUCCUUAUCUCUCCUUCUGUCCCAAAACAGGGGCCAUGAAGCCGGCGGUCCAGCAGGAUUCCCUGACCAAUAGCAGCUGCCUGUCGAAGGAGCAGAACAGCCAGCCCUCCAUGCAGCAGGAGAGGAAGCCUGUGUCCGGGGAGACCCCUCCACCAGUGUGGGGUCAGGAGAGCUACACUCCCUCUCAGAGCAAAGGCUGCCCCAUUUCCCGCCCGAAACAGACCGAAGGCAUGGCCAGCGAAGGACUGCACGCCAGGUGAGGGGGAAACCUGCCCAGGUGCUCUCAUCAUGAGGACACUCAGGCCCCUGGCUCGGUAUUGUUUGAAUUGACAAUGCAGCUGUUCUUCUGGGUUGCAGACGAUGAUCUCUCCUAGCUCUGCUUGGAGAUGCCAUUGAACCUGGGACCUUUUGCAUGUAAAGUUCCGCCACUGAGUUACAGCCCUUCUCCUAAAACCUACGAUACUCCCUUAUCCUGAGUCAGUUCCAUUGGCCCACCUAACUCAGUACUGUCUGCACUGAUUAGCAUGCUGGGGACUGAACUUGGGAUUGUUUGUAAGUCAUUGGCACGGUGGAAGUGCUCCUGUUGUAAACCACCUUGCUUGGAUCAGGCCGCAACCUUCCCAAAGCAAUGAUAUUCCAGACUUUUCAAACUGCCUGAGGAAAGGGAAAUGUUUUUAUCCAGCACUGAGAAAUUAUGAGAAGGAGUCUGUAGGGACGUUUAUAUUUUUGAAUUCUGAAUGAUCCGGAUUUUUUAAUUAAAAAAAUAAGCUGUUUCGCUAAAUUGCCUCUGGAUUUGAGUCCUCGACCACCUGCCUAUGCCACAGCCCUCCCUUGCGCUAUGUGCUCUGCCAGUAAUUGGGCACUCCACUUUUGCGAAGUGUCCAGUGCCUAGAGGGCAAGAAGAAAAGCAAAAAUUACAGCGUAUUAAUGAUAGAAUUGUAGAGUUGGGACUCCAAGGGUCAUCUGGCCCAACCCCCUGAAAUCAUAAGCAUUCAUUGCAGUGAGUGAGAGUGGCAGGUGAUGGUCUUGGGAGCUUUCCAAUAUUAAAUCUGGACCAACUGCGGAUGCAAGUCCACAGCACUUUGCUUUUGCUGAAACAGAACUCUAGCAAAAGCCAGCAUCCUGUUCUUACAGCGGCUAACCAGAUGCUCCAACUGAUACUCAGAGGCAGAACAUAGCCCUCAUGGCUAGUAGCCAUUGAUUGCCUUCUCUUUUAUGACCUUGUCUGAGCCUCUUUUAAAACCAUCCAAGUUGGUGGCCACCCCUGCAUCUUGGAUGCAGAGAGAGAGAGAGAUGGAGGAGGAAUAUGAAUAUUGGAAGGCUAAGAACCUAAGGAGAGCCCUGCUGCCUCAGAUGAAAGUCCAACAUCCUUCUCACAGCUGGCCAACCAGGUGCUCUCAUGGGAAGCCCACAAGCAGGACCUGAGCCCACUAGUGAUUCCAGGGGAAAUGGUGUAUCCUCUCCAGCAGGAGAGGUGGUACAUAGCCGUUGUGGCUAGUAGCCACUGAUAGCCACAUCCUCCAUGAACCUUUCUGAUUGUCUUUUAAAGCCAUCGCAAGUUGUUGACUGAUUUUUUAUUUUUUUGUGGGGGACAUUUUCCUUUUUCAGGAACAACAGCUCCUACUCAUCGCAGAGCACCAGCAUCAACCCUGCACGUGACCUGUUUGAGGAGUCCAGAGAAGAUUACUUAAACAUCUUUGACAAGAAGCCCCAGGCCAAUUUUGACAGCUGCAUCGGCUCCUCCCAAAGGCUGAGCCAAGACCGUCUCUUCCCACAUCAAGAAUGUGCCCCUUCUGUUAGCACUGCCGACCCUCACCACACCAACCUGAGGAGCACCUCCUUGGAAGCCGGCUUGGCCCACAGUGAUAAGAAGCCAGAGUACAACGGCUGGGAUACCAGCCACUAUCAGAAAUCCUCGGACGGGACGGCUUCUGCAAAUGAAGAGGCCUGCCGAGAUGAGCAGUCCUUUGGUGCUGAGGCAUGGAAGAAAGACGGGCCUGCCAGCAAGCAGGCAACUGCCAAGCCAGGGUGGGCUUCUGAGAGCCGAAAUGCCAGCAGCCAGCAGCAACAGCAGCAACAACAGCAGCACCAGGAGCAGACGGGGAGGGCUCGAAGAUCUGGCCCGAUUAAGAAGCCAGUCCUGAAGGCUCUCAAAGUCGAAGAGAAGGAGAAAGAGCUGGAAAAAGUGAAAGCAGAUGGGGAAGAGGCCGCCCCUCCCCCACCAAAGGAGAAGGCCCCGGUUCACAAGGCGCAGGAGGAGGAGGAGGAGGAUGACCAUGAUUCUGCUGCCUUGCUCCAUUCUGCCCGCUUCCACUUGCUGGACGAGAAGUACCCCUCUCGGACAGUGGUCCAAGAAGCCGAGAAACCAUGCGAGGAGGAGAAGGAGGAGGAGGGUGAAGAGCAGGAAGAGGAGGAAGAGGAGGAGGAGGAGAAAAACGGGAAAGUCUGGGAGGCCAAGGCUCAGUCAAGGGAGUCCAGUGACUUGCCCCCCACCAAAAGAAACAACUGGAUAUUUAUUGAUGAGGAACAAGCCUUUGGCGGAAGGGGACAGGGACGUGGUCGUGGCUUCCGGGAGUUCACCUUCCGAGGCCGUGGCAAUGCUGUGGGCUGUGGCAGUGGCAACAUCAGUAGCCGGGGUGCCUACAGCAGCAACAGCACUAGCGUCUGCAGUGCUCAGCGAAGUAGCAGAGGGCGGCCCCUGAGGGAAUUCAACCAGCCAGAAGAGUUCCCACGAGGGAAGCUCAGGCGCAGGAUUGCCAGCGAGACCCACAGCGAAGGUUCAGAGUACGAGGAGCUGCCCAAGCGCCGCCGCCAGCGGGGCUCUGAAAACAGCAAUGAGGGCUCCCUUGUGGAAAGGGAGGAGAGCGACCUCAAGAAGGGAGACUUCCGCGACUCCUGGCGGUCCAACAAGAUCUAUUCGGAUGACCAAGGUACCCUGGAUGCCAGAGCGAGGGCCCCACGAGCUUUCGGGCGCUCGCUACCUCCGAGACUUAGCAAUUCUGGGUAUGGGCGAAGAGGCUUUGCUUCCAAGGAGCCUUCCCAGUGGCAGGGCCGGAAUGGGGGGAACACGUGGCAGGAGUACGGCCACGGCACACCUCUGGACACCUUUGGGGCCAGGCGCCUGUCUGAGAGGGACUAUGGCCAAGACUCAUAUAAGCACCCAGACUCCUUCACCAGGCGGGCCAAUGAGGAGGAUUCAUUAGACAAGAGGCACUACUUCCAGGAGGAUUACGGGGGUGAUCCCGAGAAUGCUGAGAAUCGUCCUUUCCGCCGCCGGCGCCCACCUCGUCAGGACAAGCCUCCCCGGUUCAGGCGCUUGAGGCAGGAGCGCGAGUCCAUGGGGCAGUGGAGCCCGGAAGACGGCGGAACCAACCUCCUAGCUUGCCAGUGGCCAGGGAGAGCCAAGCUGACCAUGAUGGAUCGGGGUGGUGCCGCUACCAGGAGGUCUCCUGAGCUGCCCUACCAGAACUCCUCUGACCAUGCCAAUGAGGAGUGGGAGACGGCCUCUGAGAGCAGCGACUUCAGCGAGAGGCGGGAGAGGCGCGGUGGCAGUGCCAUCUCGGAGGGCGAGGCCCAGCAGGACGGCAAUCUCUCCAGCAGCGGCAUGGGGGAGAAGAGGGAGCUGGCCAAGAGAAGCUUCUCCAGCCAGAGACCCUUAGUGGAUCGGCAGAGCCGGAAAGCUGAUUCGACUGGGUUUGGGGAGAAAGCUGUGAGAGCUGGUGGGAAUGGAGCAGCCUCCUGCUACGAAAGCCAGCAGAUGAAUGGGGCACAGAUAAAAACAAAAAGGUAAGCCUUACAGCUUUAAUGUCCUCCCACCUUCCAAAGUAAUGGCUGUAGUUGUGCAAUCAGAAUCUUCUGCUUAAUAAACAAAGAUUUUGCUUUAUUCGUUUUGUAAAAUUGAUGCGGUGGGCCUUCCACUUAGGUGACGGUUCAGUUCUGGGAGUCCCAUGUGCAAAGCCAAAAUUGUGCCCCCCAGAACUGCCCCUUCCCCACCCCCACAAGGCAGGACUGCUUACCAGGGACUGGGAAAGUCGCAUGAGGGCUUUGGGAGCUCCUGUGACCUUAGACACCCUGGGAAGCGACAUGCCGGGCUUUGGGAAGGAGGCACAAGGGAUGCCGCCAGAACUCUUGCACUGCCUUUCCAAAGUUUGAGAAGUGAGGAAAACACACUGGGUGGGGAAAUAAAUAAAUGGAGAGCGGGAACGGUGGGUUUCCCCCUACCCGUGCAAUUAUUAUUCCCCCACCUGCACAAAGCUGCUAUUGUAUAAGUUUACUGUACACCACCCAGUUGUAGAAAAAACACAGUCAAAGUGGUGUGCAAAAAAGACAAAACUAUAAAAUUAUCAAUAAGAGAAUUAAUAAUAGUUUGAGACUUUCAGAAUGUUAAAAUAAAGUAACAAUAGGCUCAAAACAGAUUAAAGCUCACUCCAGCUUUCUAAACAUCUGGAUAGGAUUGUCUAAAUAAAAAUGUUUUUAGCAGGUGCCCAAAAGAGUACAGUGAAGGCGCCUGCCUGCUAUCUAUAAGCAGGGAGCUCCAGUGUGUAGGUGCUGCCACAGUAGAAUAUUGAUUGCUUACGAAUGGAGAAUGGGUAUUACAUGGUACCUAUAAUGGUGGCAGUAGUGGGCUUAUGUAGCAUAAGGCGACUUUGCAUGUAAGGAUGUGCCCGGAUUGCUGCACUGCACUUAAAUUCAACUUCUUGUCACACUGUGGGCAAAAGCCAUGGCUCAGUGGUAGAGCAUCUGCUUUGUAUGUAGAAGAUCCCAGGUUCAGUCUCCGGCAUAAUCUCCAAGUAGGACUGGGAAUCCCCCCUGUCUCAAACCAAAGAGUCACUGCCAGUCAUCUUUUGCAGCCCAAAAGUAAUCUUCUGAGGACCACAUGCCAGUGAUGGGUGGAGCCUGAGGCACAAACAGAUCAACCAAGAAAAAAGCUUUUACCUUUCUGUUUUCUGCACGUACUUGUGCACACACUUCUCUUACCUAUCCUCCAUCCAGACAAGGACACAGUCCAGCCAGGCUAAAAAAAAAUCCUUAGGCUGUGAAGCAGUACCAGUGAGGUCUGGCAUGAGGGGGUGUGGCUUGGCAAGUUCCAAGAGCCAGAAAGAGGCCUGGAGGGUCACAUUCAGGCCCCCAGGCAAGAGGUUUUCCCAUCCUUGCAUGAAACAAUCUUCCCUGAAGCUGGUGCUCUUUCGCUUUCUCCUCUAGAUCUCCCGACGACAGUGGGGGGCUUGACCCUAGCAGUCCUGAGAGCAGCCAUUCUGUUUACGGCUCCCAUGCUAACCUGAACAGCACCGAAGGGCUGGGAAAGAAUCCAGAGAGGGAGCCCAAGUCUGGAACCCAGCAGAUGGGAGAGAAGGGAGAGGCCAUUUCUCAGUUUGAGCUGAGCUACGGAAGUAAGUCCUGUUCACUUAAUCCAAUACAGCAGCGGUUCUCAACCUGUGGGUCCCCAGAUGUUGUUGGACUACAACUCCCAUCAUCCCUAGCUAGCAAGGCCAGAGCUCAGGGAUGAUGGGAGUUGUAGUCCAACAACAUCUGGGGACCCACAGGUUGAGAACCGCUGCAAUAGAGGAUGAGCUUCUGAUACACAGUUUGGGGAAUCAUCUGUCUGCUUUCUGUGCAUUUGGACACAUCUUCAGGUGAUUGUUCCAAACCACCUGAAGGUGUCUAUGGAGAGAAGAUGCAGUGGUUUCUGAUUUGUCAAAGAUUAAGAGAAGUGCAUAAUCUGAUAGACAGCUCUGUUCCAGUCUGUCGUUGUUCCAAUCUGGAUAUACAGUGGUACCCCGCAAGACGAACGCCUCGCAAGACGGAAAACCCGCUAGACGAAAGGGUUUUCCGUUUUGGAGGCGCUUCGCAAACGAAUUUCCCUAUGGGCUUGCUUCGCAAGACGACAGCCCAUAGGGAAAUCUCAGGGACAGCGGGGAAGCGCAGCGCGUCUUCCCCACUGUCCUCGGACCUCCUCCGAAGCCUGGCGGCGGGGCGGGGACACCUCCUCCCGCCGCCGCCGGGCUUCGGAAGGCUCCUCCGAAGCCGGGCGGGGAGGGAACACCUCCUGCCGCCGCCCGGCUUCGGAACGGUGCUCCGGGCCGGGCGGGGGGAGGGAAGACCUUCUGAAGGCGGGCGGGGGCGAAAGUCUUUGCUCCCCUGUCUGCCUGUCCCGGAGGGCUUUUGAAGGCGGGGAGCAAGACUUCGCCCUCGCCCGCCUUCAGAAGAGGUCCAGGACCUCUUCUGAAGGCUGGCGGGGGCAAAGUCUUUGUCCCCCUGCCUGCCUUCCCAGGGGCUUUAAAUUGCCCCGGACAGCGGAGAAGUCCUCCGCUGUCCCGGGGUGAUUUUAAAAUGCCGCCCGCCAGCCUUUUCCGCUCGCCCGGCCAGCGGAGACGACCUCCGCUGGCCCGGGGUUUUAAAAUGCUGGGGUGGGAAGAAAAGCCCUUGCUCCCCAGCCUUCAGAAGGGGUCCGGGGACAGACUGGCCGCGGACCUGGUCUGAAGGCGGUUUCCCUAGGAACGCAUUAAUUGAUUUUCAAUGCAUUCCUAUGGGAAACCGUGCAUCGCAAGACGAAAAACUCGCAAGACGAAGAGACUUGCGGAACGAAUUAAUUUCGUCUUGCGAGGCACCACUGUAAAUCCAGGACCAGUGCAUUAGAUCAGUUCACUUCAAGAUGUGGACCAAAUGAAUUCCCUCUCCAUGCCUAGAAAUGGUUGGGUGAGUCAUGGCACAGGGCCUUUUCUGUAGUGGUGCCCUUCCUCAGGAAAUUCGUUUGGCUUGCUGUCGUGUAGCCCUUAAGUGAAUGGUCGAUACAGUCAUACCUCUUGUUAUGUUUGCUUCAGGUUAAAUCUUUUCAGAUUGUGUCCCGCGGCGACCUGGAAGUACCGGAAAGGGUUACUUCCAGGUUUUGCCGCUGGCGCAGGCGCAGACGCUCAAAAUAACGUCACACGCAUGCGCAGAAGCGGCGAACCACGACGCGCAGACACGGGUUGCGUUCUGCUCAUGUUGCAAACGGGGCUCCAGAAUGGAUCCCGUUCGCAACUAGAGGUAUCACUGUAUGUAGUUUUGCAAGGGUUUGACAUUGUUUUAACAUUAACCCUGCUGCUGCAAUUGGUUUGCUGCGGCUGCUUUUGUCCCCCCCCGAAACGUGUGGUAUUGUUGUGGUUUUUAUGGCAAAUGUGUUUUCAUCUUAUAUUGUAAGCCAUCUUGGCUCCUACAGCUUAAAGGCAGAUUGUGAAGCUUCUUCUAAAGAGAGACAUCCUGGAAUGGCUGUCCAGACCAGGAUGAGUGGUAGGAGGAGUUCAAAGAAUUGGUGUCCAAUGAUCCUGGGAUGGGACCAAGUGAGCUGGGCUGGGCCACAUCUGGGCCUGGAGAGGAUAUCAGAAUGAGGACCCACCCAGAUGCUUCCUGGUGCUUCUAUCUUGUCCCCUUUGUCACCGCGGUCUUCCAGUCGCUCUUGCCAGCAAGUCUGGCUGCAGGGGAAGUGCCUGAAGAUGCUUAGGGCUUCAAGCCAGCACUGCCUCCUGUCCAGACACAAAGACAUGAGCACCAGCAAAAACAUCUCAGACCCAGCCCUCUUGGAGGAGUGUCCAUUUACUUGCCCAGUCUAAAGAUACUUCUUGCUUGCUACGUUAAAGCAGGAGCCCUUUGGGGGGUAGAUGUUGAUGGUUAGAACAACAGCAGAGCUUGGUCUGCCAUGCUUUACACCUGCUGCGCUUUGAACCUUAAAGGUUUUGAGCAUUGAAGGUUUCGGAUGAAACCGCAGCCCCAAUGUCAAGUUCUUAGUCUAGUGAGAACCAGGGCAAAGUUGGAAAUAAGCUGAAGUUGUCUUUAAACUGACUCUCAGAUGGUAUCAUGGACGGACGGCUUUCAGGCCCUGCUGAAGAGACGGAAGUUGGACCGAUUGGGAGCGAAGGCUUCAUCGAGGUCCUGACAAAGAAGCAGCGGAGGUUGCUGGAGGAGGAGCGACGGAAAAAAGAGCAAGCAGCCCAGGUGAGCACCUGGGGGCAGGAGUGUCCCCUGAACCUAGGUAUCCAUUUUUAGCACACACACACAAACACGCGCCACAUGUAAAGGCAGCUGUCUUAACAAACCAGGGUUUGGGUUUCAUAUCCUGGUGUUAUACAUUCUAAACCAGGGGUGUGUGGGAACAACUUUUGCCUUCCAGGUGUUUUGCAGAACUACAGCACCCAUCAGCUCCAGCAAGUGUGGCCAAGGGUGAUGGGAAGUGCAGCUCAGCAACAUCUGGAGGGCCAAAGGUUCCCUUCAUCUGUUGUAAACCAAACUCUUUUGGGGGGCCAGUAGGCACAUUUGGAAUUGUGAGGGAGUGUCACGGGCACUAGGAACAAAGUGGCUGGAACAGUGUGUCUAAUCCUGCCAUACAAUGCAAUGAGGGCAUAUUAAAGAGAGGAGGGGGUUUCCCAGUGCAUGAGAGGCUGCACUGGUGCAGACAGGAACUGAGGAGGAAGAGCAAACAGCCUCUGGUUGUACACUGUGGACAUUUGAGGGAGUAGUUACUGAGACCUUUCUCAGGUGCCAUAGCAGGUACUUACUGGUAGGCACUCUGGGUCCUUUGGGCACUUCAUUGGCAACUCAUUUUCUAAAUCAUCAGAAAUGACAGGCAAGGACAACUUUGCCACCACCACCAAUCUUGGAGCAAAAGCUGGACAAAGCUGAUCCUGUUCUUUCCCAGGCAAAUCCCCAUCCCGACCUGGAGACUUUAUAGGAGAAAAGGGGCAACCGUGUGUGGCCCUCCGGGGUGUUCCAUGCAGCCCUUCCAAGGUCCUGCUGCCACUUUUACAGUGGGUGUUGUUGCCAAAUCUGUGUCAGGCUCCUGUCUUGCCUGAAGAUUGUGCUGUAGAUUUGACUUCUCUGAUGCCACUGCUUGCCGGUGUUCUAACAGAUCUAGCCCACCACUGUUUCCUGCUUCUUGCCCCAUAAUGAUGUUGUUGCAGAUUAGGGUCUCUGCACAACUGCCUCUCGUCACCACCCCCUUGAGUUGGAAGAAAGAGGUUCACACUUUGGCCAGACAAAAACCAAUGUUUCCUUGAGAUUCUGUCUCUGGGUCAAAGCCUUCUAGUGUUUCCCAGGAGUCCUGACGCCCUUGGGCUUCCCUCGGUUCUCCCACAGGCUCCAGCCAAGGGCCGCGUCCUUCAGUCUCGUAUCCCACCUCGCUUUGCCAAGAAACAAAGCAGCAUGUGCCUUGAGCAAGGAGAUGUUUCGGUUUCUGGAAACAGCCUGGGCACAGAGAUCUGGGAGACCAACAGUCCAGGUGAGUCAGGUGUGUCUUGGUCAGGGUGGGGUGGGGGCCACAUUCUCUUCCUGGAUGUGCCAGUAGUUGGCAUGGUCAGAUGCAAAGGUGUGGGUGGAGCAGUGAAUGCAAAUUUUGCUUUUGUACAGUAAGCCAGUUUGUACACAUGCGUGCUCUCUCUCUCUCUCUCUCUCUCUCUCUCACACACACACACACACACUCACACACACACACAUACACACCCUCCCUCUGUCCUCCAUCCUGGCAAGUAAGAGGCAUUGCCAGAGUUCAAGGACAUGGUCCAGGCAGGAAGAAACACACAAGGAGGAUAUGAAGUAGAACUGCUCAGGCACGUGGCCUGGGAAGAGUCCCAAGGGCCAGAUAGAGAAGGCUGCAUUUGGCCCCAGACCUGAGAUUCACCAUCCCUGUCGAGGCACUUCCAGCAAACCCUGUAAACAACACUACCCUCUCCAGAUUUUUCUGGAAAUGCAUCAGAUCCCAGGCAAUCUCUGAAAUGGAGCAGGGUAGGGAGAGGGAAAUGGGGAUGGUAGAAAGAGAUGGAAAGGGGUGGUCCUGCUCACUUUCAGCUGUGAGCCUGCCAAACACUAGUAUACCCAGCGCCUGGAAGAUUACUGCUAAGGGAAUGCAGCCACCCCUUCAUCUAUGAACGAAACUCAAAAGAAAACUCCUCAAAACAUAAGAUGGAGGUAGGGCCAUAGCUCAGUGGUAGAACAUCUGCUUUCCACGCAGAAAGUCCCAGGUUCUGUCUCCCAUGGCAUCUCCAGGUAGGGAUGAAAGAAAGCCCUGCUUGAAAUUCUGGAGAGACGCUCCUAGUCAGUGUAGGCAGCACUGAACCAGAUGGACCAACAGUCUGAAUCGAUAUAAGUCAGCUUCUUACGUUCCCAUGCACAAAAGGUAUCAGGUAAAACCAAAUCCAAACUGCUGAAGCCCAUCCGUUCCAUACGAUUAAAAGCCAGAGGAUAGGAUUUCCCCUUACUGUUUGAGUUUUAUUCUUCUUCCCCAACAUGCAUGUUUGAGAAAAGGCGACAUAUGUAACAUGAGAAGCAGCCCCGGAGGCCUCUCUGAAGCAUCUUAACUCCCAUUUAUCUGCUCUUGCCACAGCACUCUCCGUUCAGUCAUCUGGCACGGAUUCCUGGAGCAAACCUGUCAAUGCCUUUACCAGUAACGAAUCCAGCUCCACCGAGGUAAGUGCACCCAAGCCUCUCCUCUGUAAAGAGUGGAAGGGAGGGCGGGUGUCCAGUCCUGCCAUCCAAUGAAAUGUAGGUGUGUAAAGAGGUGGGGAUGCCUAGUGUAAUAGAGGCUGAGCUGGUGUGGUCAGGAAUUGAGCACGAAGAGCAACCGCUGUUGUACACUGUGGAUAUGGUGAUGACUUUGACAAAGAGGCGUUAAUUUUGGUGGUGGCCUCACGUUUCUUAGGACUUGUAGCGGUAUUGCUGGGAGGGGUUUUAACACUUUCCACGCUUUGCGCAGCAGGGAUUUAAAGGCAGCCAGGGGGAUAGUGGCAUUGACCUGAGCGCUGAGUCGCGGGAAUCCUCCGCCACUUCUUCCCAGCGCAGCUCUCCAUAUGGCACUCUCAAGCCUGAAGAGAUGAGUGGAGGUGGCCUGGUGGAUCCCAAAACUGACUGCCAGAAAGAGCAAGCGCCAAAGCAGUCAGAUAAAAAGGUAACCUAGCUUAACUGCCACUGGCACCAGAUGUGCUGUCUAGCAUCUGGAUCCAGCUGCUGGAAGUCAAGGGUGGUCUGGUUUUGUCAGGCACAUUCUGGAAACCAGGCUCAAUAGGGCUGGAAGUCUUCUAGCUCAUUGUUGUCAACAUUGGUUGGCAGCGGCUCUCCUGGGUUUAAGGCAGGGGACAUUCUGAGCCUGACCUGGAGAUGCUGGGAGCUGAACUUCCUUUCUCCCUUUAAAUCAGGGCCUCUCUUGUUUCCCUGCUAAGGAUUCAGAGCAAAGCCUGGGUCAGAGCAAGGACCACAAGCCGGGCCCAAUUGGCAAUGAGCGCUCCCUGAAAAACCGGAAAGGCUCUGAAGGAGCGGAACGCCUUGAAGGCAGCGUCCCCCCGGUCAAUGGGGUGGAGAUCCACGUGGAUUCGGUCCUUCCUGUGCCUCCCAUUGAAUUUGGAGUAAACCCUAAAGUAAGGAUUGCUUUUGCUUCAUCUUUUUCCGCCUGUUACGGUUUUGUGGGCUUAGGCCCCAAAUAACUGAAGGACUGCCUACCUUCAUCCCUACCAACCUUCUUGGGUGUUAGCAUCUGUUUGGGCAGGUGUGUGUGUGCUCUCUUAGGCCACAGUCAUGACAUGCAUUUAAAGCAGUAUGAUGCCACUUUAAACAGUCAUGGCUUCCCCCAGAGGUGUAGCUUGUUCAGGUGACCAGAAUUGUUAGGAUGCCCCUAUUCCCACCACAGAGCUGCCAUUCCCAGGGUGGUUUAAUAGUCAAAUCCUUUUCCCAGGGAACUCUGUGAGUAGGGGUAGUCUGUGCAUGAGAUGAGGUGAAACCAUUUGCCUCAAGCAGUGGAUCCGGCCCCCAUUGUUGCGCCGCUGCCAGCUCCUCUGGGGCUUCCUGUGCCACUAACACAACAACAAUGCCCUAACCACUGUCCCCUCUAUAUCCUCACCGCUGCUGCUGCAUUGUGGCAGCAGUGGGGGGUUGCCAAAGAUACAACUCGGGUGAUGGGGCUAGUGACGGUAGUAGCGGGAGGGUGGGGGCAGAGUGGGGACCCAGACCUGCGGGGGGAGGCAUUAGGGCAUUUUGCCUACAGUGGUAACAGGUCUCAGGCAGACCAUAUCUGUAAGGUGAAUAAGGCAUCUCCUAACAACACUCAACAGACUACACUUCGCAGGAUUCUCUGGGGGAAGCCAUGACAGCUAAAGUGGUAUCCCAGUGCUUUAAAUGUAUAUUGCAGGUGGGGCCUAAGUUUCAAUACGGGCCCAAAUCUCAUUCUCACUGCCCCACCCCUUUCCCAGUGAUAGGAGCUAAUUUCCCUACUUCUUUCAACCCUUCAUUUCUAUGGGGAAAAGUUAAAGGAGGCACUGGAGGCUCUGCUAGGUUAGGGGGCUAACCUUGUCCCCUGUUAAUCCUGACCAUUAAAGUAUCAAGCCAGCUGCCCCCUGUGUCAUUCCUUCCGUGUCCUUCACAUAGCUUCACCUUGGGGGGUUUGCAUCUAGAUUGGGCUGGGGAACCACAGCAUUCCAGAUGUCGUUGGACUACAUUUCCAAUUAUCCCCUGAUCCUUGCAGAUGUUGGCUGGGAAUCUGAUGGGAGUUCAGCAACCAUAAAAGGACUGUAAGUUCUGCACUAAAAAGUUGAGUACAGGGUUAUGUAGAAAUUGCCUCUUUGCAGGAUUCGGACUUCAGCCUGCCCCCUGGACCGGCCUCCAGUACCACAGCUAACUCAGUCACAAAGCUUCAGGACGCCCUGGCCAGCAAUGUAAGUAGACCUGCCUUUUGCAUUCCUUCCUAUUGGCUUCCAGUCUGCCUAUCGACCUGCCCAGCUGGGAAGAUCAUCUGCUGAUGCCCUUCUUCAGAUCCUCCUCCUGCUGCCAUUGGAGGUGGAUGAUGACGAAGGAGGGGUCUUUUGGAACUACAGUAUCCUCCUUUUGGAACGUCAUCCCCAAAGAGGCCCUCCCAGCAUCUAUUUUGCAAUCUUUUGGCACUAACUAAGCCUCUUAAUUAUUCUCUCCAGUCCUUUAGUGAUUGUAGAGCUCAAGUCUUAUUUUUUUAAUUAGUGUCUCAUGGGAUUUUUUUGUUUUGUUUCUUUAUGCUGAUUGUAUUUUAUAUCUCUAAUGAAGCUUUUGUCAGCCCUGACUUCUUUCUUAAAUAAGAAGAUUGGUAUGCAGUUUCUCCAGAAUAAAAACAAAACCUGUUGUCUCUGUGUUUGUUUCUCUGCAGGCUGGGCUCACACAAACCCUCCCUGUGCUCCGAAGAGACCACCACCUUCCACGGUGCAUCGGCCUGAAUCCCAUGUCUUUCCCCACGACUGACCUCACUCUUAAAGUAAACAUUGGGUUUAAUGGGAGUGGGGCAGAUAAGGGUACUUGCCACAGGGGCAGCUUAGAAAGAAACAACAACCUUUCACAUCCAGCAAGGGCGGAGGAUUUAUUUCUAAGCCUACGAACCUCGGGAGCACGUAGUUAAACUAUGGAAUUCACAUCCCAUGAGAGAUCUAGUGAUGGUUACCCACUUUCGAUGGGUUUAAAACGGGGGUGGGGGAGAGAAGUUUAUGAAGGAGAAUUAGGCUGUCAGUAGUCAAGGUGGCAGUGUAGUUCGUCCAGUAUUGGAGGUGAGGUCAGCUUCUGAAUACCAGUUGCAGGGGAAAGACCAGUGGGGCAAGUACUGUUGUGCUUGUGAGCUCCUCCGAGGCAUCUGAUUGGUCGUUGUGGGAUCUGGAUGCUAGACAUAAUGGGUCUUGGCUCUGAUCCAUCAGGGCUCUUACCUACUUUUCCUUUGAUCUAUAAGGAAAGGUGUGUGUAUUUUAAUGAAAGUUGGAAUUCAAGAAAGGGACUUCCAGUAUCACUCUGGGGGAGGUGGUGUGGGCUUCAGCACGGGAAGCUGCCUUAUGUUGAGUUAGACCGUUGGUCCGUCUACACCAGCAUUGUGUACACCAGUGAUGACCAAACGUGUCCCUGCAGCUGUUUUGGGACUACAAAGGGACAUCAUCCCUGACCACUGGUCCUGUUAGCUAGGGAUGAUGGAAGUUGUAGUCCAAAAACAGCUGGAGGGCCAAGUUUGACCAUCACUGGUCUACACUGACUGGCGGCAGCUAUUGGGUCUUUCUAAGCCAUACCCUGGAUCAAUCGUAGUAAUAGCCAGUGUUAAUGUUGCUCCUGAGUAGACCUGUUGGAACUGAGAGAAGUUACUAUCUUAGGCCCAUUCAUUUCAGUGGAUCUGAGUAGAACUUAGUCAGAAACAACUCAGGAUCUUCUGAAUGCAGAGCACCUGCUGUUUCACGAUGCUUUCACAUCUCAUGAACAAGACCCCCCAUUCUUUUCCUAGUUGCAAACUCCCUGGGGAACAUUUUCUUUCUUGUUUUUAGAAGGGCUGUGGGGUUCAGUGGCUAUGCACCCGCUUUGCACCUGAAAUGUCUUGGGUUGUUUUCAGUUUUGUCCUCUCUGCCCUUGCAGAUGGAAUCAGCCCGCAAAGCUUGGGAAAACUCCCCCAGUCUCCCGGAACAGAGCUCUCCUGGGGGUGCUGGCUCCGGCAUCCAACCUCCUGCCAGUGUUGGGGCUUCCAACGGCGUGAGCUACAGCUCCUUUGGUGGCGUUUCUGUACCGCCAAUGCCUGUGGCAUCCGUGGCACCGUCUGCUUCGAUUCCAGGUACACCGUUUGCUCUCCUUCCUCUCUGUUUGCCUGCUGGUCCCCUGCUUUUCCUUCCCUUCUAGAAGUGAAAUAAAACUGGUCGUUGUUAACAGUUAUACCAGGUGUACUUACUAGUGACCUUAGCUUCUCACACAAUGGUGCCCACAUAUCCACAGAGGGACCCCUUCUCUUGGUCAUGAAAUGGUGAGGGUGGUUAACUUUUCAAAGAAGAAAAGUACAUGGAGCUGUGGAAAGAGUGAUGUUGUUUCCCACUUCAUCUUUCAUCUCCAUGUGCUUCUCAAGGCUCAGAUUAAUUCUGUUGGAUAUGACUUGUACCCAGUUAUAUAGCAAAGUGUGGUGGAGAGCUGGCAUUGUGUGUGCUUUCCCAGAAAUAGCAAGGCAUUCUGGGAGAUCCCUUCUUGCGUGCCCUCAGUCUCUGUGAUGUUUUGCAAUGGAUCCUACUGAACCCUAUGCUGUAUGAGCAAAGGGCAUUUGAAGAGAUCCUGUGGCUGAGAGACUCGAAUCUUGCCUGUCACUGGACCAGCUUGUUUCUGCUACUGUGCUGGGGACUAUUUUAGGCAGAAUUCAUCUUCUCCUGAAAGAUUUUAAUUCUAAUAAGAUUUUCCCACAAUACAGUAAAAUUACAGCUAUGAAAAAUUAAAAAGAAGAAAACCAGGAGAAAAGAAAGGAACAGUAGAAAUAAAGAGAGGAAAGAGAAAAAGAGAGAUAAAAUAAGAAAGGAAAAUAAAAGAAACAUUAGCAAAAAAAAAAAAAUUUUUUUACAGAAUAACUUCCAAUUUUCCACCUGCCAUUUACAUAAUAGAAUAAAAUAUGACUAUUUAAAACUUUCAAUCCAUGCAAACAUCCAUCUUCUCCACUUUGCGCUAAAUAGUAUUUCUUUUAAGUUAAGGUGUCCCAGAAUCAUUUGUUUCCUUUUCCCAUGAAAAGUCCCAAGAUAUUUCCUAAUUGUUAUUAUUAAUAAAUGCUAACCAUAUUUUUUCUUUUAAUUUUACCUCUAUUAAUUCCCACCACAAUUACUUCAUAUUGAAUAACAUUAUUUUUUUUCAUCCAUUUCCAUAUUAAAGACUCCACUGUGAUCACACAUUGGGCCAAUAUUCCACUUUUGUUCCUCAUCAUAUAUCCUCUCAUUCAUGUCCAGAUCCAUAUGUUCAGUUGCAUUUUCUGUUGUAUUCCAUUUCUUGUUGUAUUUAUGGUGGUAUCCCGAUCUUCUUCUUAAGGGCCUUCCACUUCAUUUGUUUCAAAUCUUUUUCCAGAGGUACUAGCAUAGCUGUUAUCACAACAUUCUCUGAAUUUGCUCCAAAUUGUAUGCAGAGUACUUUCUCUCUGCUAAAACUAAAAAAAAUACCAGGACUGAAGUCCCAAAGCUUUCCCCCCUCUCCACUCCAUCAACACCAUAUCCAAAUAAUUCUCCAAAUCAUUUGUGACUUUUAUCUUCUACUUUCCCCCAAAAUCCUUGUAUGGAUGUCAUUUCCUUUUCCACACAAUUAUACAUUUGAUUAUUUAUUGAUCCAGUUCUGCCAACUUUUCAUCAAUUUGUUCUGUGGCAUCUGCAUAUUUCUCAUAUCCAUUUUCUACCUCAUAUUCCUCAUAUGCUUCUUUUUUCCUUCAUCAUCUGGCUCAUUUCCUUCAUCAAAUAUUGAGCUGAUCAUUGUUAAUUGUUCAGCCAUCAAUUGGCUAAACAAAACCAACAAUCACUGGUUGAGUCCUAUUGAAUGCUUUUAAUGUUUCUGGUUAUUAAUGGCCAUUCAAUCCACAUAAAUAUAUCCUCCUGCAAAACUACAAUCUUGGGCUUCUCUGUUAUCUCAAAACAAAAUCUUUUUCUCACAGCUAAUGAUAAUUACUCUACUUUCAUUUUCUUGAGUUCUUUAGUGCGGGGGGGGGGGGGGAAGAUACUGGAAUUUCUAUAGUCUCGUUUUAAUCUUUCUUCUCCACCGCAGAUCAAGCUUUCCACUUUGCAUUAGACACUUAAACAGUUAAUUUCCUUUCAGUUUUUCCAGAAACAGAAGGUGGUAUUCAAAGAUUUUCAGAUUGUAGAUUUUCCCCAGCAGAUGGAGGGAUCUCUCAUUACAGUUCCCUUGUUCUAAACGUGUUUUAAAGGGUUUUAAAAAGAGGGUGUAAUUCUGUUACCUGUUUUCAAUUGAACGUGUGGAGUUUGGGGAUGGUGGUGUUCUCUGCCUGCCAGCUCCCAUCUGAGCUGCGAGGCAUAGAAAAACUGCUUUGAUCCAGAUGUCCUGAGGUUAACUUUCUUUGAUCACCGUAUCUCCAGAGUGAUUAAUAGAGCCAGACUAUCUGUCUGGCUAUUAGCUAUCACCAAGUAAUUCUCUUCUGUCAGCCAGAGCUAGCAGAACGAUCUCUGAAUCACCAUGCCUCUCUCCCAGAAACCGGGAUUUUAAUUUUAUUAAUAAUUCAGAGCACACCUAUCUAUAGACAUACCAUACCUGAGCCAUAUCCGCUUAAGAAAGAGUGUGUCACCUAACUCAGUGUCUUUAUCAGCCACACCCACUCGCCCCCAGAAUUAUUCUUUAAGAAUUUGCUUUGAUUCAGUUGCCCUGAAUCAGUAGCCGUUUACUAGGGAUGCUUAUUCAGAGCUUGAAAUGACUGUUUACUUGCAUUCACAUGAUGCAUGAGCUUCAUUUGCAUUUUAAAAAACAAAACAAAAAGACCUGAGUUAAUGAAAUGGGAAGUUGGGUUCUUAGUGUCAGUAUAUAUAGUAUGCAGUGUUGAGUUGAUGGAUUAGUCUAAACUCUACUUUUUCCAAAUAUUUUUAUUGAGUUGUUUUUUUUAAAAGAGAUCAGUUGUCACAAUUGUCAAUAAAGAAAUAAAGAAUGCAGCUAUGUGAUUUAUCAGGUUGAAACUAAAACAUAUGUGUCUAUAAUGUGGUCAUGUUCAGAUAGUUAGAUAGACAGACAGAGAUACAGUGGUACCUCGGGUUACAGACGCUUCAGGUUACAGACUCCGCUAACCCAAAAAUAGUACCUCGGGUUAAGAACUUUGCUUCAGGAUGAGAACAGAAAUGGCGCGGCGGCAGCGGGAGGCCCCAUUAGCUAAAGUGGUGUCUCAGGUUAAGAACAGUUUCAGGUUAAGAAUGGACCUCCGGAACAAAUUAAGCAUGUAACCAGAGGUACCACUGUAUAAAAAGUAACCUUGAACUCAAUCCAGACACUCACAGAGACUUGCAAAACCUGUUCCAGUGUUGUCAUUUGAGGCCCCAGUGCCCUUGGUAGCAUGAGGCACUGGUUUAUUAGCUUGAGCUGGUUUGCUUCCUGCAGCCUUUCCUGUGACCUGGUCACAGUGAUCUAUGCUCCAGUAACCUUCUGGCCGGAUUACUGUAAUGUAAUCUAUGUGCGUCUGCUAUUGAAGACAAGAUGGAAGGUGCAGGGAGUGCAGGAUUUGAUUCAACCACAUUAAUUCAUAUCACAUCACUUUUUAAAAAACAGCACUGGCUGCCUCUUCGCGUUUGAUCCCAGUGCAUGAUGCUGUCGUUUACCUAUUAACAUUGCAUGUGUCUUGGAACCCAAAUACCUGAAAUAGCAUCUCUUCCAAAUACGCCUGCCCAGUCUUAAGAUGGUCAGUUGAGUAGCCUUAAGGUGUCUUAAUGUUGUCUGUUUUCUGAGUACCUUCCCUCGGGGAAGUGUGUUAUGUCACUGCAAAGGAAACAGCCGUUUCUGUGGUGGCGCCCUCAAAUUUAGCGUGUCCUCUCCAAUGAGAUACGACUGGUACCACAUUGCCAUCAGUUCAGUCCCAGGUUACAAUAUUUAUUUUAAAUUAUUAUUUCCCUAGGCAUUUUAAGUUAAUGUUACUUGCUCUGCUUUAUAGUUUUAAAAGUUUUUAGCCGCCUCUUAUUUUGUUACCGUAUUUUGUUUUAUUUUGUUUAUUACAUUUAUAUCCCACAUUUCCUCCAGCGGGCUCCUCUUCAUUUUAUCCCUGCAACUACCCUGUGAGGUAGGUUAAGCUGAGAGGCAAUGGCUGGUCGAAGGUCACCCUGUGAGCUUCAUGGCUGAGUAGGGGAUUUGAACUCUGGUCUCCCAUGUCCAAGACACUAACCACUACACCACACUAUAUGUUUGGGUAUUAACAGAUGUCCAUGUUUUGCCUCAUGUUAUCCCCUUCCCCUACUAUUUCCAACCCAUCUGGUUGUGGGUUGUGUCUAUUUCAGUAAGAUGUAAACAGAUUUUGUAUUGGUCAUAUCUAUAUCUUCAUCCUUUUAUCAUAUAUAUAUGUUCAAAUAGAAUACUUCAGGUUGUAUUCAAUACUAGUCCUCCUCAGACCAGACCCAUUGAAAUUAACAGACCUAGCCUCCUUCUGCACUGUACAUUUACAUCACUAUUUAUACCACUUUGAACUGUCAAUGGCUUUCCCUAAGGAAUGCUGGGAAUUGUAGUUUGUUAUUAGGAGACCCCUGUUCCUUUCUCAGAGUUGCAAUUCCCAGAGUGGUUUAACAGUCAGUCCCUCUUCUCAGGGAACUCUGGGAAUUGUAGCUUUAUGAGGGGAAUAGGGAUGUUCUAACAACUCUCAGCACCCUUAACAAACCACAGUUUGAGGGUUCUUUGGGGAAACCAUAACUUAUCAAAGUGGUAUCUUAAUGCUUUAAAUGUACUGAGCAGAUGGGGCCUCCGUUAGUCAUUUCCAUUAAUUUCAGUGAGCCUGCUUUGAACAAGACCACAAGGAGGAUACAACCCAUUCCAAUUACGUCAUGAUUUCUAGUAAUACUUUGCUAAGGGUUGUGUGCUACUUGGAACAGAUCCAUUGAAAUCAAUAAGACUAAAUGGGUUAUGUCCAUUCAUUUCAGCGGGUCUGCCCUGAGUAGGACCGGCAUCAGAUUUGCAACCCUUUGAGAUCUGUAAUGUGGGAGUGUGUCUGGUGAAAGGAAAUGCUAUUUGCUUGUAUUCCCUGAAAGCUUUUUAUCCAGUCAUAUGAAGGGCAGUCUAGGAAUACUCAAAACAGGUGGGAAAGAGGACAGACGUGUGUGCCCUUUUCGUAGGUCACUUUCCCCCUUCUUUUCCUGCCCCAUUAACCUGCCUCCCUUUGCAUUUAGGACCGUUAUGGCAAAGGAGUGCAGAAGUAGGAUUCUGGAGUUCAGUAUGGGGUGGGACCCCUGUAUCUUUGAUGGCCGGGUGGAAGGGAGAUGGUGAGCAGAAACGCCUUCUUCUACCCACUUCCCCGCCUCUCCGGAGUGAAUGGGAUUAACUGUUUGCCAUUUCCCCCCCUCUCUCUGAAAAAAAUAUGAUUCUAGGUAACCACAUCCCACCCCUGUAUCUAGAUGGACACGUCUUUGCCAGCCAGCCACGUCUCGUCCCCCAGACAAUACCCCAACAGCAGAGCUACCAGCAGGCAAGUCAACUGGGUCUGUGCAGAUACGUUAUCCAGGAACGUUGUUAAUAUUUUAUUUAUUAUGACUGGGCCUGUGCAUAUGUAUUAUUAAGGGAAGUUGUUCUUAUUGCUGCGUUUGUGCAAAUGUGUUAUCAAGGAGUGUUAUUAUCUUCAUAAUCAUCACCAUCUAAGGCAUUGGUCUUUGACUGGUGGGUUGAGAUCCACCACUGGGUUGUUGUCCUUUCUGUGGUAGGUCAUGGCAGCAGCACCACGGCUGAACAAAUAUAUAGGGGCAGGAGAUUAAGAAACAGGUCCUCAGAUACAUUUUUGGGUUAAAGGUGGAUCCUGGACCUGGAAAAGUUGAUGGCUGAUUCUAAGGUGUUUUAACCAAUGUAGCACUGAGUUAAAUCCUCUUAGCGGUAUAUGUGUUUCCACUGGCAAAAAUGUUUUGCACCAGUGGUGGAACAUUGCUGUGCAAGAGAAUGCAUCCAAGCAGGCUGCUGGUGACUUAGUUGCACAAAACAUUGCACAACCUGUUCCCUGGCAAGUUUCUGCUGUUGCGGCUCUUGUGUUGGAUUCCUCCUCUGCUUAACAUUAAAGCUCGCCCGUCCACUGGCAGACAGAGAGUGUUGCAUACGGCCCUGGAUUUUUACCCUGCCCUUCCUCCAAAAUGAGUCCAGAACAGCAAACAGCAAGACAAGGUGCAAAAACAAAAAGGAAUAAAAACCUUUGACAAUCUUGCAUGCUGACAGAGCUGCCAGGCAGAUUUGGGGGCUCGUCUCAAAACACUGAGAUGGUGAUGGUGAACGUUGAUAGCUACAGCAGCAGCCUCCCCUACCAUCUGCCUAAAAGUGAAGAAAUAGAUAUACCUCUUUUUAGACUUUUGCAGAAUUCUAUGUGGGAUUGGCAGUGCUUGCAUGUGAAAGUUGGCAUUUAUCAGACUUAGAGUGUUAGCUCUGCUGCAUGCACCUAGCUGUAGCUCAUUCUUUGCCUGUUGUUGCCAAAAUCAGAGAGUUUUGAGUGCUUUUGAAUAAUUCCAACUGCCUGCCAAGAGGCUUGAAGCCAUGAAUGCCAUCACUUGAUGGGUAUUUGCCAGUGAAUAAUAGAGAGGAGGGAACCCAAAGAGGGAGAGGGAUAUGAAGUCAAGAGCAGCAGGUUUUCAUGGAGGUAGAAAUGGUAGUCUGCGCCACAAGAUGCUUCCCUUCCCUUUUGGUCCAGGAAGCUUGCUGCCUUGAUCUCACCUUCUUGUUGUUUUUUCAUACUCUUUGUAGGCUGCAGCUGCUCAGCAGAUCCCCCUCUCUCUUCACACGUCCUUGCAAGCCCAGGCUCAACUCAGUCUGAGAGGUGGCCUUCCUGUUUCACAGUCCCAGGAGAUCUAUAGCUCAAUCCAGCCCUUCAGGUAAUGGGAUCCCAAGCAAGUCCCUCCUUCCUCCCCUCUCCCCCCCCCCCCCCAGUCGGCUAGGGCUCAAUCGACUUCUUCAGAGAAUGAAAUGCUGCUUCUGGGGGGGGGGGAACCCCCAUACCCCUGUUUCACAUAAGCAAGGGAAAUUAGCAGUAGGUUUUCUUAGUAGUGGAAGCAGAAUGGAAAUUAUAUAAAUGUUUGAUGAUUGAUUGUUUGGACACACUGAAAUGAGUGGGUCACGGCUUAAUUUCAGUAGGUCUACUCUGGGUGGGACUAGCAGUGACUACAACCCUACAUCUGGGGUCCCCAGACUGGUACCCUUAAACUACUACCCACUUGGCCCUCUGCUCUGAUCAACCCGUUUUUAAAAAACAUUUGUUUGGGUUUUUUUAUGGGGGGGACAGGCAUUCCCUGCUUUUUUGGUCUCUAUUAUUUAUUUUGAGUGUGUAGAUAGGAUGCUUGUUUAUGUUGGUGGUGGUUGUGUGUGUGUGUGUGUGUGAGAGAGAGAGAGAGAGAGAGAGAGAGAGAGAGAGAGAGAAGGUUCUUAGAAUUACCUGUUUUCCCUUCUGUGAAAUGUUGUGGUCCCCACAACAGUUUCUCAGAUACACAAAAGGGCCCUGAGGCCCAAGAAGGCUGGGCAAAACACAAUUAAAUGAAUUUGCACAGGAUACGGAAUUCUCCUCUUGGCACAGGACUUUAUAGAGUUGUAAAAUAUACUGUGUACAUAACCUGGAGCAUAGAAGUUGGAUAUGAAUAGCAGAGACCCAGAGCUGGCAGCCAACAUUCCUAAAUCCUACCUCAAUGUCUCACUCAGACGUGGCCAAAACAGUACCACCUAUGCACGAAAGGAAGGUAUCAGCAAACUCAAGGCAAACACUGAGGUUUGUGCACAUCUGCCUUGCAUCCUUUUAGGUCUCAGGUCUACAUGCAUCCCAGCCUCUCCCAACCCAACACCGUGGUCCUGACUGGGGGCACUGCCCUGAAGCCUCCAUAUUCCGCCUUCCCAGGCAUGCAGCCUUUGGAAAUGGUGAAAACUCAAUCCGGAUCCCCUUAUCAGCCAGUUAACGGGAGCCAGACCCUGGUGUAUGAAGGCCAGAUCAACCAGGCUCCCGGUAUGGGAGCCUCACAGAUGAUGGAAUCGCAGCUUACACAGGUCAGGGCUCUGCUGCUGUCAUGAGGCUGGUGCUCAGUGUGCGUAUCAUUCUGUCUCUUCCCAACCCCCCCACUCCUGUGCUUGCAUUGAUAAGGAGUUGCUAGCUUCCUGCCUGGAAAAAACAUUUGCCAAAAUGUGGCUUGAGACAUGAAGCUUGCCUUUGCGCAUGUCUAAAAAGAUAGUAGAGUAGACAGGUGCUGAUAUUCUUCUGUUUGCACCAGAGGGGUUUCAUGGACACAGAUGGUUUUCAAAAGUUGCUUAGUUUGCUGUUUUAGAACUGGCACAGAAGUAUAGAGGUGGGGUUGGGGAGCAUCUCCAGUUUUGUGUGUGUGUGGUUCUUUGUUCAUGCAGGUCCCGCUACCAGAACGCUUGCUCUCUGAAAUCUUAGUUAUCCAGACACAAAGAAUUAACACCCAAAGCUCACAACACAAAUGGCUGAUUUAGUUAGCCAAAUGGCUGGUCGGCAGCAGCAGUUUCGAGCAGAAAGGGAGGGAGAUCAGACAAAUCCCAUUUUUGUUUGGCUUUUGCAGCAGCUUAAGGCAAAAAGUAUGGAGGGAGAAAGCAUGUACUAGAAAGGUUCCCAUAGGAAAUAAUGGAAAUCAUCAGCUCACCUAGUGAACAAUUUCCUGGGAACACAUUAUGUUUGGAAAGCAGGACCUGUGUGUAUAAUAGUAGUCUACAUUCCAGUCAUGUGGAAGUGUGUGUGUGUGUGGAGGGUCUUUCUGCCACCCCCACUGCCAUCCAACAUAACCCCCACUGCCAUCCAGCAUAAUCGAGGACACAUUCCAGUCAAACAAAAGAACUGCAGCAACAGGACUGGUGACCUGGCAAGGGAGCCAAGAGCCAGAUGGGGAGGCUGCAGUUAGCCCCUGAGCCUGAGGCUUCGCCACCCCUGUAUAGACCUGGUUGCUUUUAUCUGAACACCCCAGUUUUACCUGUGUGAGUUGUUCAGACGUCAGAUUACUUCCAGCGUCUCUGAGCUAUGCUUCUCUUACCUUUUAAAAUUGGAAUAUAUGAGGAGUAAAUUGAUCCAGAUGCAACAGCAAGCAUGUUUUUAAUGUGGCUCUUCAAGACGCUCGUUGCUUUCAGGAAACAAACCGUAACAGGUUUGGGAAGGCCCCUUUGAAAGGCCAUCUGGCAUUGAAGCACUUAAGAUAAUUUGGCGGAAAGUUGGUGCGCGGCUUAAUCCUUUUAUAGCAAACAGAAGACUUCAGGAUGAGAUACUCUUGUAGACACGGUUGGAGGAAACUGAGAGGCAGAUGGGGAGGGGAGGUUUUAUCCCUGCAGAAUCCUUUCACCACUACAAAGCAUCUUUUUUGUGAAAAGUAUUAAAUAUCAGCAAACAUUACCGUUGGCUGGAGGAAGGAAUUAGUGGUUGGGCAUUCUGUAUAUGCUCUCCCCUCAUUUCUUCCUCAUGUGCGGCUGGGAAGGCGGAUAAACCAUGGUUUAAUUUCACUUUCCUGGCUCGUCAUUGUGUAUGAUCCAGGAAACAUGGUUUAAACCAGGGGUCACCAGUGGUACUCCCACGCGCCCAGUGGCGCCCUUGAGACCUUCCUUUGGUCCCUACAAAGCCUCUUAGCCCCCUCCCCUCUUGCUGCUCCUUUGGUCAUGAUGUGGUAAGAAUUUACUUGUAAGCCACAUCUUAAUGGUUCAUGCCCAGGUGAGGGAAUAACACCUUAAAGAAAAACGCAACCAAGAGAGAUAUACAAACUCAUCAUCUGGUAGGGACCCACUUUGUUAGAGGAGCUGUUGCAGUAGGGCAGCCUCCAAAACCAGUAGUUCAGUGAACCACCAGUUUAGGGAACUGCCCCAGAGACACAUUUUAACAAUGCUUUUACAGGGUUUUCCAAACACAAUACGUCAUUAGCUCAUAGCACGCAUACAGAAAGAGAGGCCACCGGUCAAGGGGUUAAAACUGUCUUGCUCCGUUACAUUACCUUUCCUUCAUGCAGACAGAUAAGCUAGAAAUUUAGUAGUUUGUAGGUUCACUCAGUACAUAGCUCAUAUAAGACAGAAAUACAAGAAUCAAACAAUUCAUUGAUAGUAAUCUUCUAUACAGAGAAUAAAUGCAAUUGCUGUAGGAGAUAGAAGGCUACUAAGUGACUACAGCAAAAAAGUUGUAUCAGUGAUGUGGUCUGGUGGUUGUCUUUUGCCCCGUGAAAAGUGCAUAGAACAGAAGGCGGAAGUUGGAAGAACAAUGUUCUUUCUCGUUUCCUCUUUCAUCUCUAUGUGCGUUUCAAGGCUCAGGUGAAUUAUUUUGCCAGAUUCCUUGGAAAAGUGUGUGUGUGUGUGCAUUCUUUGUCUGGGUGGGAUGAUCCAGGGGAGGGGUUGGUGAGAAGAGACCGGGGGUGGUGGUGGUCCCCUGGGCACUUCUCAAAAGACAAAAAGUUUUUAUCUUGGGAAUUAGCUAUUCCCAACGCCAAAACUGUUAUGGUCCCUGGGAAGCAGCAUUGUGGCUACUUCUCAUUAUUGCCUCUCAAGUAACUGUCUGCUCAUUAACACGCAGCUAACAAUGUCAAUGCCGGGCUCCCAGCUCCCAAUGGCCCGUUACGGUUCUGGCCAACAGCCCCUGAUAUUGCCACAGUCCAUCCAGCUCCCCCAAGGCCAGAACCUGUCUGUUGGAGCUCCUCGCAGAAUUCUCUCGCCUGGUUCUCAGCCGCCUGUCCUUGCUUCGAGCAGGGAGGUAAGGACCCACAGGGUGUGUAUAUGUGUUAAUUGAUUUUUUUUAAAAUAACCUAUUUCUAUUAUUAACAUACUUUUUCAAAUUCACAACCUUGAGGCUACACUACUGUAAUGCACCCUGCAUGGAGUUGCCCUUGAACUCAUUCUAAGAAGCUUCAAGCAAUUCAUAUGGCAUCUCAUCUCCUGACAGAUUUAGGAGUGUGGCGAGCAUGUUAACAAGAUCUGCAUUGGCUUCCAGUUACCUCGCAGUGGUCAUUUGCCAAGCAACUUGGGUUUUCUUACUUAUCUCAAAGGUUGGGGGGGGGGGGGAAGAAAGAUGACUAAGAGAGAGAGAGAUGUGAAACAGGUUUUUAUAAAGUCAUGAAUGAUCUGGAGAGACUCAAAUCCCAUCUCUGCCACUGCAGUAGAACUCGAGGUCAUCCAGAGUGAAUUUGUUUGGCAGUAGAUUCUGGACAGACAGUAGGAAGUACUGUGCCACACAAUGUAUCCCUAACAUGUAGCGCUCAUUCCUCCACAAUGUGGUAAGGAGAUUAGACACAGUCAUGGAAGAGAAUUGGUCUGUAAUUGUGACUGUCGUGUCCCCUCUGCACUGUACAUUUAAGGCAUGUCUUGUCUUUUCUUCACUCAAAGAAUCUUGGGAAUUGUAGUUUGUUAAGUGAGCUGAGAGUUCUUAGAAGAUCCCCAAUUCCCCUCCACAAAGCUACAGUUCCUGGAGUUCCCUGCAAAGAGGAAUUGACUGUUAAACCUCUCCGGGAAUUGUAGCUCUGAGAAGAGAACAGGAGUCUCCUAACAGCUCUCAGCACCCUUAACAAAGUACAGCUCCCAGGAUUCUUUGGUCUGUGGGGAGCCAUGACUGUUGGACAUGGCAUGAUAACUGCUUUAAAUGUAUAGUGCAGCUGGGGCCUAUGGUUUGGGAUAAUGUCUGAAACUGAGCCAGAAUCUCUUUCCCAUCCUCAAGAUGGUGAAGUAUUUUUGUGAAAAGGAAAUAACCCUGCAACCUGUUCCUUUCUCCUUCCAGUCCUCGCAUGUAGAAAUGAAAGGAUUCCACUUUGCAGAUGCAAAACAGAAUGCUCCCACAGCAGGGUCCAUUCCAUCGCCUCACACAUACAGGUGAAAUACAGUUUUGAUUGCUGCAGGUUUAUUUUUGUUGAGUGGGAUGGAGAGAGAGCAGGGAAAGGGAAAGGUCCCCCCUCCCAAAUUUGCAUGUAUAAAUGCCUAUGAAAUUUGUUAAUUUAAUUCUAAUCUUAAGAAACUUAUAUGUUAAACAAGGUUUAUUUAGGGGUUCUAUCCAGUGUUAGUUCUACUCAGUCAAUCCACUGAAAUUGAUGGGUAUGCCUAACCUUAAUUUCAUUGGUUUCCUCUGAGUUGCAUUUAGUGAGAUCCAGUUAGCUUAAUCAGGUUUUAUUUUAAUGAUCUCCUGAAAAGGUGCCCCUGAUUUUCUCAUUUGCAGAUUUUUAACAUUUUAUUAUUUCUAAUACAGUCGUAAAAUCUGCAGAGGGGAAGUGUAACCUUAAAAAGACAUCCCCGCUGUUUUUGCUUACAGAAGGGAAAGACUGUGGGUAAAUAAUAUUCCACCUGCUUUGCCUGCAGAAGGUCCCAGAUUCAAUCCCCAGCAUCUCCAGUGUGAAAGAUUCCCCUUCUGAAACCAUUUUCCCUGUCCCGCUGUCAACAAUUAUGAUUGCUUGGCGUUUUAAUUGGCUGUAUAAAUAGCUGUGGAUAUUGAUAGCAUUAUUUGACUAAGGAUCCUAGCUCAGGGGCAGAGCAUCUGCUUUGUAUGCAGAAGGUUCCUGGUUCAAUUCCUAAAGGCAUCUCCAGGUAAGGAUGGCAGGUAGACUCGCUCUCUGAAAACCACUGCCUUUCAGUGUAGAUAGUAUUGGGCUAGGUAGACUAGUGUUCUGUCUCUGUACGAGGCAGCUUGCCUUUCCUCUAACCUGGAUGGGGAUGCUUCUUGCACAUUUACUUUGGUAGCACAGGGAUGGAGAAGCUGUGUGGUUGGACUGCAACUCCCAUCAGCCCCAGCCAAGCAACACGAGAGUGGUCUCAGAUGAUGGAAGUUGUAGUCCAGCAACAUCUGGAUGGUCACAGGUUCCCCACACCUGAUCUAAAAAGCUUGCUUCAAAUCCAUUGGGUUGGAUCCAUAAUCCUUUGCCUGCUUGAGCUUGGUUGGUUGGGGUUGAUGGAGAGCUACAGGUCCCCCUACACUUGAUGUAAAAGAGCCAGUCAGGCUGAGCUGGUCCUCAUUUCACCAUGGUUUAGUACUACAUGCAUGAGCGGGAAUGAGCCUAAGUGAACUCAGGCUCAGAUGCUCUCUCCUCCUCCCAUGUGUCCAGGAGAAAGCUUUCUGCUCUGUAUAGUUUCAGUUUCCAUGAAUCUUGGGUUGUCCUUGCAUAGAGACCACAGACUGUGAUUUAAAACAACCCUAGUCAGGUUCUUAACAAGCCAGCUUCAACCCAUGGUUUAUGAAGCUGGUCUGCUCUGUAAACCAGAAUUUGGGUGGUAUCUGGUGCUGGUCCUACUCAGAGUAUACCUACUGAAGUUAACAAACAUGACUAACUUGAGUUCAUUAAUUAUAGUGGGUCUACCAUGAGUAGGGCUUAGUUGAAAGCAACCCUUGGUUUUUAAGCCACAAGGUAUACUUCAUACCUAACACUCAGGUUCAUGCGCACCAGAGUGCUAAAUCAGAGGUGGGGGCCACAUUUCCUCAUGGGCAGCCUUCUAGGAGCCAGAUGCAGAAGAGGGCUGGGUAAAGGAAAUGACUCCAUCAUGGCCCAUAUUUUAUUCUCAAAGAGAUUUCAAGGCUGAACAAGGGCACUCCUCUUGGGGUCUGGGAAUUCCUGCUUGCAUCCAAUGUUAGUCCUACUCAGAAUAGACCUAUUGUAAUUGAUGGACAUGACUAACAUUACAUUGAUUUCAGUAGACCUGCUCUGAGUACUUAUGGAUCACCUUCAGGGAGCCACAUACUGGUGGUAGUCAGGGCCUGAGAUAAAAGGGAGUAGAGCAAUGAAUAUAAAUACUACUUUUGUAGAGUUGACUAAUUUCUGCAUGCACAAACACCUCUCUGUCCUCCCAUCCAAACAAGCAAAGGCACAAUCUCAGUUCAAGGGACACAUUCCAGCCAGGCAAAAAGACUCAAGGAGGGUGCAGGGCAAGACCACUGAGAAGGUGUGGCCUGGAGAAAGUCCUGAGAGCCAGAAAGCAAGGCCUUGGAGACUGCAUUUGGCCUCUGGGUCUGAGAUUCAUUAUCCAACCCCAAAUGUCACAUUUUCUAGGAAUUUUACUCAGUAAUGUUAUGCCAACCUCUUGAGUUGCUUAAGGCAUUUCCGUAACUGAAGCCACAUUCACAGCUUACAUAUAAAGCCUUAUGAUACCACUUUAAACAUCAUGGCUUCCCCAAAAGAAUUAUGAGAGUUGUAGUUUGUUAAGGGUUCUGAAAGUUGUUAAGAGACCCUUAGUUCUCCUCACAAAGCUACUGUUCCCAAAGUGGUUUAGCACUCAAUCUCUAUUCCCAGGUAACUCUGAGAAUUGUAGCUCUGUGAGGGCAAUGAAGGGGAAGGUAUCAUAAAGACUAUAAUCAGCAUUAAUAAAUAGCUCUCCUGAAUCAUUGGGGGAAAGCCGUGACUUGGUAUCAUUGCACUUUAAAUGUACGGUGUGGAUGUGAGACACAGAGCCUCCUUCCUUGCCUCUUUUGGGCUGUUUAGUUUAUCUAUGUUUCAUUCCUGCACUUUGUUUGUCUGUGGGAUGCGUUACAUGAAAUUAAGGGUCUUGACUCUCUGAGGCACUGGAUUUGCGCAGUUCCGGCAGCCGGCAUUUGAUUUGAUUUUUGUUUUGUUUUGUGGUGGAAUUUUGACAUUUCAGCAGAGAAAGGAUCGUUGGUGAGCAUUGUGCUGGACAUGUCGGGGCUCCAGAAGUGUGGGGAGGUAGGUAAAAUGAAACAGGACUCGUGGUGGGGGGAACAUGCCCCUGAUUCCUGGCAAACACUUGAACAUCUGUGAGGUGGAUAAAAAAAAAUGUGGAGUCCACAGGCAACCCUCUUUUAAUUGUGACUGCCCCCUCCGGGGCCUGCCUGCUGAGCUCGUUCUUGAUUUUUGAGGUGGUGAUUCUCUCUGUCUUUGCUUGCUCUGUCUUAACCUUUGUGUGUGUGUAUGUGUCUGUCUGUGUGUGUGUGUGUUUUCUUUUCGCCCCCUGCAGGCCUAAUUCUGCCAGCCCCAGUGGGAAGCCCUCUGGACCGGCCGUCAAUAUGAACUCUGUGCAGGGGCAUUACAUCCAGCAGGUAAGGGUAAAGGCAAAAGCUCCCUUGUAUGUAUGUAGUCCUCACAAAAAUGGCUGCUGCAAUGGCUGCCACAUUCCUCUUCACAAUGGCUGCCAAGGGGUGAGCAGAGACCAAUGAGGCGAGGGUAGGUGGGACAUGAGGCAAGCAGCAGAAACUGGUGGCUUGAGAUUGGCUCUCUGCUGUCACCUGGUUUUCUGGGCCAGGAAGAUUCUGGGAAAGGCCUACUCUUGCCUCUUUUCACCUGAAACUUGGAUGAGGCUUGGGUCACAUACAAAGCAUAUACAUUUAAAACAAAUGACUUCCCCAGAUGAAUCCUGGGAGCUAUUGUUUGUUAAGGGUGCUGGGAAUUGUAGCUUUAUAGAGUGUAAACUGCCAUUACCAGGAUUGUGGGGAGGAAGCUAUGUUCUUUCAAUAUGUGUUAUAUGUAUGUUGUGGAUAUGAUUUUCACAGGGUUCCUGAUCGAAGGCCUGCGACAUCUGAAAACCCUUCUGCUGCAGACGUUAUUCUGGGUCCCGUAGCAUCCCAGAACUUCAUUCCACCCCUGAAGCUGCCCGUUUAGGGGUACCAGCAGCCAUAGUUUCCACCUGCUAUUCUUGCACGUGCUGUGGGGGCACUUUCUAUCAGUGGGCUCCCCCACUUGGCAGUAGGGCUCCCCACUCCUGGCAGAGACACCUCCACUCCCAUCUGUCCACUGAGGGCCAGUGUGAUGUGGCGGUUAGAGUGUCGGGCUAGGAGUUGGGAGACCAGAGUUCAAAUCCCUGCCUCAAGCAAGAAGCUCACUGGGUAGCCUUGGGUCAUUCACUGCCUGUUCACGUAAUCUACCCUCCCAGGCUGUGGGGGGUGGGAAUUAAAUGAGGAAGGGGAGAACCAUAUAACUACCUUGAACUUGGAGGAAAAAUACAGAUAUACAUGAAAUUGUUAUUAGUAAUAAUAAUAUCCUUUUGAAGGUUAGGAGCACUCUGCCCCAAAUAAUCUGAAUGUACAUAUAAACGAAUAAUUCUGUGAGUGGGCAUUUCCAUGCUGGCCACAGAGAAUAAAGCAUUUCUUUGCUAGAAGGGGUACAUUAUUGUCGUUUUAAUAAUUAGCUUGCAUUUCCAUGCUAGCCACAGAGAAGGGUGUUUCUCCCCCUUGGCAGCUCUCAGGGUACUAGCCUCUUAGUAUUUAAAAAAUUAAAAAAUGCCAGACUUACUUGCAAGGCUGAUUUAAUCCGCAUCACUAUAUUCUAAGCAAAUAUUUUCAUUGCAGGGGAUUGGAGGGUCUCAGUGCAUUGAGUGUGCUUGCAGGUCAAGCAUGAUCUCUCAGGUGCCCAAUUCCUUCCUUUGUUUUCAUAUUCUCCCUCUCUCUCUCCUUCAUAUAUCCCAGCAGGCAAAACAGCGACUGGACGAAAGCAAAGGCAGCCUAGGAGUGGUGAAACUUCCAGAGCCCCCUUCUGCCAGUCUGAUUAAACCGGUGCGCACAGGAGCCAUCAAGCCUCAGGCGGUCAAAGUGGAGGAGAGCAAGGCCUAAGCAACUAUGCCACCAACCCACCCUCUUCCCCAGCCCCAGGAUGCCAGUCAGCUUUGUUAUACUCCACACACACCAUAGAAAGAGAGAGUGAGAAGGCUCUGCAAAUCACUCCACAUUUUCCACCCUGGCCACCAGCUGUGCUGAGACUCCUUGCCACCCUCCCCGGCUUUACUGCAACUUAUCUGUCAGCUGCCUGAAGGGUUGGUCUCGUCAGAGUCCUCCUCCCAACAAAGCAGUUCUUUGAGCCGUGGAUUUUGAUGUGGACCUGCUUGCUUUCCAAUGACAGCAACAAAAGGCAACCAUUCCUGCUGUACCGCUGCUGCUGUCCCCCCUCCCCGAAAAUGACUUGAGUGGCUCUGGUGGCUUUUGUUCUUUCCUUUUCCUUGCUCCCACUUGCAAAUAGCAGUGACCGCUUUUGGGGGGAUGGAGCCCACCCUUCUCUUUGUGUCAGCUGAGCGGUAACAAGAUCAGGAGUGUGCUGGAUUUUAUUUUAUUUUUUAAUAACAAAAAAAACAGGCCUCCAAGGUUUUUAAAGCAAAACAGGAUGCUGUGUCUUUGUUUUUAUAGCAGGACGUUUCUAAGUUCCCUUGCAUUUCCUUCUCUUCUUGUUUUCUACUCUUUGCCUUCUGAAAAAUGACACCCCCCUCCCCCAAAUCUAAAUCAUGUACCUGGGUGCUCCCACUUUGGGCAGAGGGGAUGUAUGGAAAACAGUUCCUGUGUGAUAUGUUGAGCUUUCUACGCUCCUUUUAAAUUGAGGCUGUGUCAAUGCUUAGCCCUUAUUUGUUUAUUUCAUAAAAUUGAUAUACCGCUUGGGGUUCGAAUCCCCGUGACGGGGUGAGCUCCCGUUGCUCGGUCCCUGCUCCUGCCAACCUAGCAGUUUGAAAGCACGUUAAAGUGCAAGUAGAUAAAUAGGUACCGCUCCGGCAGGAAGGUAAACAGCGUUUCCGUGCGCUGCUCUGGUUUGCCAGAAGCGGCUUAGUCAUGCUGGCCACAUGACCCGGAAGCUCCCUCGGCCAAUAAAGCAGGAUGAGCGCCGCAACCCCAGAGUCGUUCACGACUGGACCUAAUGGUCAGGGGUCCCUUUACCUUUAAAUACCGCUUGAUUGUAGAAAAUCCUCAAAGCGGUUUACAAAAGGUGGAAAAAAACAACACAGUAAAAUUGAGGCAAAAUUACAACCCAUUUUAACCCUAAGUUAAAAUGCUCAAACAUAUUAAAAUUACCUCAACUUUCUAAGCAUCAGGGUAGGCUUGUCUAAACACGAAUGUUUUUAGCAGGUGCCAAAAAGAGUACAAUGAAGGCGCCUGCUUGAUCUCAUUUGGGCAGGGAUUAGCCCUUGGCUCUUUAAAAUCCUUUCAAGUAAAAUAUAGGAUAAAUGUGUGGGGAACCCUUUUGGCCCUGUUAUUGAAUGACGGUUCCCUAGCCAUUGGCCAUGCUUUCUGGGGUUGAUGGGAGUUGUCGUUCAGCAACAUAUGGAAGGCCACAGGUUUCCCACACUUGGGAUAGGUAAAGGCAUUUGAUGGCUUAGGACAUGCUUCAUUUCCUUCCUCUUCCCUUGAGUUCCCUUUGUUAAACUAGAAGCAGAACUUGCUUUAAAAGUAAAAACCAUUAUGAAAGGCAUUUAUAGUAGGUCCAGUAGCUGCUCCAGUUGUUGUCUCUUCUGCCUGCCUGCCCCUUGCAGUAUAAAAAGAACAAGAAAACCAGCAUUGCUCUCAUUUCAGAAAUGCCAGCACGUUUAUUCCAUGAGAUCUACCCCGAUCUGGUCAUCAUCUGUGUGGAGUUGGGGUGUUUUUGUUUAUUUAAAAACAAAAAUUCUGGAAGCAAUUAGAUUUGCAGCAAGGGGGUCUCCUCAAGAUUCUACACAAGGAAGUUCUUGCCUUGCUGGGAUCUGAGUUAGUUGAGAGUCAUUGGGUUGAUUCCAGUGUCAACAGUUUUCAGUUAGAACUCGUGAAAUUGAUGGACUUGACUAACUUAGGCACGCUGAUUUCAGUAGGUCUGUUCUGAGUAGAACUUUGUUCAAUGCCACCCAGUGGACUUCUUUUGGUAGCUGAGAUGCAUGCCCACCACUGAAGCAAAAUGGUAGAAGCCUCCUGCACAACACACAACAGGCAGAUCAAAGGUUUGAUUCCUUGUGAAUGAAAGAAAUCGCUGUGUGUGGGAGAGUUUUAUUUCCUUCCUCCUUCCUUCUCCCCUCACAUAUCCACACAAACACACACCCUUUUGCAAAUAAUUACUUUUAGAGCACUUGGGUGACCAAGUGUAACCUCUUCAUAACUUGCAGAGCCGCCAUGCUCUGAAAAGGCAGGAUUAUACUGGAUUCCAUUUUCAUGUUUGGUUUUGUGUUUUUAAAAGAUACUAGAGGUCUCAAGUGGACUAAUUGCUUCCACUUAUUUCCUGUUUAGAUUUGUCUUGUUAAAAACACUAGAGUGGAGAAGGAAAAUUCUCUUUCUUUUGUAGACAGUAACUUGAAAAUUUGUCCUAACGGCCUUUUUCUGCUGGUGGUGGUUCUGCUGGUGGUUCCAAAGACAAAUGUUUUGAACAAAGAAUGUAUUUAAGAAGGAUUUGCGAGAGGUGGUGGGGAGAGGAUUUGCAAGAUUUGGAACACCCUCCUGGAUUUCUUUUUUUAAAAGAGUUUUUAAUUUCUUAAGCUUGGUAAAAACCGUGACAUUUAUAGGACAGCUUUAGUCCUGACUUCUAGGCUUGUUUUAACUCAGCCAUGGUAAUGUUUCCUCUUCACCGUUUUGUGUGUGUCUGUGUGUUUGUUUUCCUUUAUAGAAAACCGUGGAAGGGGCUUGAGAUAGAUGGUGCUUUUAAAUAAAUUUAUAAAAUUGCCAUUCCUGGGGAGCAAGAGGGUUAUUUCUUGGGUUUCUGAGCUGCCCCCAAUGCUUCUAGCAUCUUAGAGUGAUUUGAAGUUUAGUAAUAUUGGAGUUGCAGAAGUUCUUUCCUCACCCCCUGAAUCUCACCCUGUCCCCACCCCACCUUUUCAAAGACAGUGACGUUAAUAUUUCCCGAAUAAUCUUGCUCUUUUUCUUCUUCUGCAUGAUGCCUCUGCUACUUUGAAAUAUCAUGAGCAAUUAUAAAAAUGCUUCCUUGGAUUUUUUAGGGGUGGGUGGGUGGGCUGUGACUGAUUUUAAAUUUCAACAAACUCAAAUCCUGCUCUCACCAGCAUAUUGCUUUGCACCUUUAGCGCUCUUGUGAUGCCCUUUUAAUUUUAUUUUAAAGAAGACACAAACCUUGUUUUUUCUUUUGUAUAUGACUUUCAGAUGGUCCUUCUGCAAAUCGCAAGGCCAAGGGGGAGGGUGGCAUUGGUGGAGCUUGAGUUUAUUGCUAGAUGCAAAAUAUCACAGAAACUCCUGGUGUAAAUUUAAUCAGAAAUACAGUACUUACUAUUGAGGGGGGCGGUGGGGGAAGUCACCCUCUUUUAACAAGACAAAACACUAGAAUUUAUUUAUACGUAUUUGAUGUUGUAGGUCUAGGUGAAAAAAGAAGUAAAUGUUUCACUGCUCUAUUUAUAUAUUAUGUCUGAAUUUACUCUGUGAAGGAGAGGCCAAGAAGCAACCUCUUACUUUUCAUUGCCUCUUUUUGGGGACAGGCAGGUUUAAUUUGCAUUAUUACUGUUACCUGCAGCUCACAGGACUUGUUUUUCACAUGGAAAGCUGUCCCCUUACACCCUUCUUUUUCAAAAAUGCAAAUGAUGUCCCUUCUUUGCCACGUCUUCUUGUUUUUCUUCCACUUUAGAAAAAGAUAUACUUUGUGUUUUUUACAGUACCUGUUGGGGAUCAAUAAGAAGAAGUUGAAAUUUGUCUCUUGAUUCUUUCAGUGCUACAUUCUUCAGCUGAAGGUGGGGAUAAUAACCAAUUUGGAAAGAGGUAGCAGAUUCAUAAAACCUCUGUGGCCUUCUGCUUCCCUCCUUACAUUUUUGUGCAGCGACUUUGUCAGUUCUGGUGAUAGUGCUGGCAGCUGACCCAUGGAAAUAAACCAGUUGUGGAUGAGAUAUCUUCUGUGAGUGGGCUCCUCUUCCACAAACUGGGUAUUUUUUGUCGCCAUUCAAUAGAAGAGAAGACUGGGCUUUGCCUCAGUCUCCCCUAUCACCGGAACUGACUCUGCAUGCAUCCUCUACUUCCGGCAGAUGUUUCACUCAGAGACAGGAUUGUCUUGCUCCUGAGGCUGAUGCAGAAGGGGCAGCCAUGCUCUAAGCCCAAUGGCAGCUGAUGCAUCACUGUGUUUUCCAACCAGCUGGCAUAGCUGCAGGCUUUAUUAAGGCUACGGUCACGUGUAAAUAGUGUUCGAUUCAGCGCCUCCAUUGCGUUGUGCAGUGGUUCCCUUCUCCUGAAAACCCUCUUGUGAGUUCUUAGCUACUUUUCACGCCACGGUUUGUGGCCAGUUGUGGAGCAGAGAAAAGGCUGCAGCAUAUCCCUCUAAAAUUAAAGGUGAAGUUGCACAGGUUCAAGUGAAGGAGUCCUUAAGUUGAAUAAUCCUUGGCUAGCUCCUGCGCAGCAUGAGAACAGCAGCCACACAAUUCUCUGCCUGCUGAAUUUCAUUUAUGUUUGUGGCCCUGCCCACUCAUUGUGUUAAAGCAUACCUCCCUCUGCCCCUCUUGAAAGACUCCUCCAAACUGAUGUAAUUCUCCUCCCCUUUUGCUAUACUUUUAAAAGAAUAGAUUUGCAGUUCAGCUGUUGCCUCCUUUUUCUUUGUUUUAAACUGGCAGCUGCACCCCCACUUCCAGCAAGGACCCCUUACAUCUCGUUUGAGUUGCAUGCAGGGUGGUGGUGAUGGUUAGCCUCUGAUUUUAUGCAAAGAUGCAACUCCUUUUCCAUUGGGAGUGUGGAUGGAUAAACAAGCUCAUGAGAUGAAGCAGAAUCAUCAAAUGAGAUGAACAAAGCAUUUUGAAGCAGUGGAACUGCUAGGUGUGGGAAGAAUGAAACUGGUCUGGGUCCUAUUUUAGGAUAUAGUAUGCUUGUAACUUAAGACCUACUUGUGUCCAGUGGUUUUUUUCUACAAGAUGUAACCAUCUGAAUAGUUAUGUGGGAAUUGCAAUAGCAGUGUGGUACUCGCUUUGGCAUGUUGAGACAUUUCUUAAGCAGCAAGUUCCCCACCCACCCCAUGCCCCUCGUCCUGUAUAAAUUGCAUUUGUCGUUUCUGAAAAGAGGGUAUUGUACUCCUUUUAACCUCACAAACUGUACAGUAAAACUUUUUUUCUUUUUUGGGCCUUUCCUUCUAUUUGUCUUUUCAUGUAGACCAUAUAUUUGAAAUGACAACUGACAACUUAAAAUAUCUUUUAAUGUUCGACGUGGUUUUUUUUCCCCUUAAAAAAAAAACCUUUCUGGGACAACUUUUUAACAUGGACUGGAUGUCUCUGAUGACAGAAAUCGCCAGGCUGGUGGCAGCAACGAGCUCUCUCUUUCCUCUUCUUGAUUUCAGUUCCUAUGGUUUCUCCUUUCAAAUAUGUGAUUGUAUUAGCUCUUUCCAUAUGAAAGAAUUCUCCUUAUUUAAAUAAAAAAAACCUAAAAAAAAC
Molecule: messenger RNA, 69183 nt
Organism: Podarcis lilfordi (Lilford's wall lizard)
Lineage: Eukaryota; Metazoa; Chordata; Lepidosauria; Squamata; Lacertidae
Source: the annotation of a GenBank genome assembly